Xyrichtys novacula (pearly razorfish) is the source of this 45356-nucleotide messenger RNA. The record is from the annotation of a GenBank genome assembly. Lineage: Eukaryota; Metazoa; Chordata; Actinopteri; Labriformes; Labridae.
GCCUUCCAAAGCUCUUUUUAUAGCUCCGAUGUCACGCUUCUUACGCCACUGUCAAAAGUGGUGACAGAGCCGCUGGUUACGCCACGGUAAGGCGUUUAUCCACUUGUAAAAUGUACUGUAGUGGAUCAAAUACAGGAUGUGAGGAAAAUGGCUUCCAGCUGAAAGAGAGAAGAAGAAGAAGGAGGGGGUGGUGGGAAAUGAGAAAACAUUUCUUCUUCUAACUCUUUUGCACUAAUAUGAAUUCCCAGUGAAAUGUCUGGCGAAGUAGGUCAAUGGGAUUUAGAAAGUUUGUGCUGUUUUUUUUUUCUCUCCCCUCCCUCUCCUCAUACUCUCUUGUCAAUGGAAAAUGAGCAAUGCGAUUAGGAGAGAGGAAGAUGAUGAGCUGCCGAGUGAAAAAAAAAGGAAAAAGAGCAAGUGAAAAAGAAAAAGACAGGCGGAGGGAUGGUUUGGGCCUCACAUGGGUCCCUCACCAGCUGACGGAGACACCCAGACAAAGAGAGAGGGAGAGGAAAAGGGAAGAGAGAGAUUUGUAUCUACGCUCCAGAGGAAAGGAGUGGCUGAUGUCUCUUCAUCUUGAUAUUGAAGCAACAAUCUAAUUAUACAAUUUCUCCGGGGAAUAUGCAUAUGAGGGUAAUCAGUAAAUAGAAAAAGGUAAUUAUUUGCCACAAGUCAUACCCUUUGCACCUGUAAGCACUGCACUGAUACACAAGAUUGUGCGUUUUCCUGCGAUUCACAAUGAAGAUCAUCAUCUAAAUUAUUCAGCUAAUUUAUAAAUGAAUCUCCCAGUUAUUGAAUAUUUCAGGGCCUGUCAAAAUGUAAUGAGUAAAAGUUUGGUCAAAUACAAAUGGGUCUCUCUGGGUAAUUUGCCAGAAUGUUCCUUGGGGGUAAAUCUCCGCUAGCGAAUGUGAUUGAAUGUUACAAUUAAACGUGCUAAUUCAUUGUCAAAAGCAACUUAUCUAUACACAUGAUAUAUUUGGCGCUUAAUUGGAAAGCACAUUUGGAAAUGGUGUCUUUUGCGGCUUUCUACAUCGCGGCUCUAAUCAGAAUAAAUUCCUCUGCUGUAAUGAAUUGAAGUUGAACAUUCCUAGUUGGGCUAUUAAAGAGGCUCCGGUAGUGAAUUAUUUAAAUGCUAAUUAAUGUUUUAAGAUUUCCAACCUGCAAUAGAGACAUAUUAUUCCAUAUUAUCCUCAUUUCAACAUACUUUAAGUGCAGAGUAAUUUAAAGGUCAUAUUUCAUUCAAUCAGUUCAGCAGGAGUGGUGUUUCUUUCGCUCGUGCAGCUACCUCAAGUUGGAGAAAGAGGAAGAUGGAGCCCAUCAAUACUGGAAGACAGCCGAAGGAAUUACAAAUCAACUCCCAUCGCUGCACCAAGGAAUCAUGGGAAACAGGUAUCAAACCCACUACAGUAGAGAGGGUAAGAGAAUACCCCAUUGUUUAUUAAUUCCUUACCACCGUGAAAGAUGCCUGCUUGUUAUCAUUUUUUCACCAACGUCUCCAAACGACAAGUUGCAUCUGUUAUGUAAAUGUUCACCAGCAGCUUCUGACACAGCCACAGAUAUUAGACAAACUUCAUUAGCGUUGAAAUAGUGUGAGAUAUGGCUCAACUUUGCCUUCAAAGCAGCCUGCAAAGAAGUUCUAAUGCGAGCGGCGGCGGCAUUAUUCAUGUUUCCACAAUAGCUUGUUAUUCAUCAUAAGACAAAGGAGAAUCUCACUCGGCUUGACAUAGAUGGAGGAGGGCCACUAGGGUAUUACUCACAUCUGUUGAAAACAGUAUGCACAGCCAACUGGAUGUCACGAUACACUAUGCUUAUUAAUGCAAACAAAGUCUUCCAACACAGAAUAUAAAUGACAUUUUCCUUCACAUCCGAGCAUAAAUAUUAAUUGUGUUAAAUCUGUGAUGUAUUGUGGUUGGGGAGCAGCUUUGGUUGUUUACUGUUAAACCAACAGGAUGCAUUUUAUUAAUCUCAGCAGUGCAUCUUGUGACACCAUAUUGUGAAGUGCAAACACAUGCUGAACUCAAGACUGCAGGCUUGUAGUCCCCUUUAAUACCACAGGGUGACACUGUAGGCUUACAAACAGCUGUGUGGAAAUGCUCAGAAGCAACUUGGAUGUUUGGUUGACUUCAAGGAGCAAAUAUUAAGUAGAUUUUUGACAACUUUGUGGGCCUUAACCAUCACAAGUGGUCUGCAAUGUUUUCUUCCUUUUGCAUUCAAUUAUGAAAGCCCUGUAUUCAGUGGAGCUCCCUUGGCCUUGUGGGUGUUUUGUGCAUUGUUUGGCACUCCGUAUGAUUAAUCUACCUCCACCACAGAAUGCACAAAGAAUCAACAGAAGGCUUUUCACCUUGUUGCCUCUUUUCUUUCUUUAAGAAGAGAGUUUGCACAGCUGCCCGGGGAACACAAAUGGCAUUGAAACUCUCUUCCUGUGGCAGGACAUCUGUUGCUUUCAGCUGGCAUCCCUUCUGAACUUACUGAGGUGUGCCUUACACAGCCUGACAGCAUUAUAAAUACUAAAGUGACUGUUUUAUGUUAUUUAAAAAAAACGUUUUGGAUGUAACAGGAAAGAUGGUGCCAGAGUUUUGGGAUAGAAAAGCAGAUUGUAUGAUGAGAUUUAUUCCUCCCCGGAUGCUAAACAGGAGCAACACAACACAGUUUACUCGACAUUACGAAAGAAAUCAAGACAGCACUUGAUCAAACUUUAUUCCAACAUUUUUUUAUUUAUGUUUCAAAGUCCUCACAAAACUUUAUGCCCUUGCCCUUUCAAAGUAAAAGUAUUAUCUCUGCAGUGUGUGUUGAAGUAUGGCCUUUUCUUUGGAUUAGCCCUUGACAUACUUAAACCUUCCAGUCAACCUGAAACCUCCAGAACACAAUGCAAGGUAUUAUAGUGUGUAUGUGUGCGUGUGUGUUGAAGUUCAUAGUGGUAGCUGUGUAUCAAAGACACAUUCAUCUGUCUCUCACUGGUAGAUUCAAGGAGAAGAUAAGCUCUUAGAGAUGUGAGAUAGACGGCCUUUCCGCAUCAGCUUACACCUAUACAUGUAGAGAGCAUGCACGUACACAGGCGCAUUACAAUGCUGCUAUUCAGGCUGAUACCACCAUCGAUAUUGCUGUUAAUCCUUGGGAAAAACGAGGCAUGUAUACAGCAGCCUCUGCAGCUCUUUGAGGGGGCUGCAACAGCUUGGUCUUACAGCUGCGAGGAAGUGUCCCCUCUCCGUAAACCUCCUCAUACGGGCUGACUGGAAGCCAAGCAGGACUGAAUACUAAUUUACAUUCCAUUGAAACAAGUCUGCGCUCAUGUCCUCACUUCCCCUGCUGAAGUCAGAUUUUCUGUGCAGUAAGUCUGUUUAAUGGACCUAAGCAUGACUAUUUUAACUAGAGGAGGAGAGGUGCGUUAAAUUUUGGCUCUUCAGUGAAAGCAAACAGAAACCUUGUUGACUGGUUGAACUGGUUUGACUCAUCUGAUUCAGUUUGACACAGUAAAACUCUUCAAAAUGAAAUUUUCAAAGAUGUUCAUUUUUUUUUUUUACAUCACUGAUCUAAUUUGUGUUUCAGGAUGAUCUUUGCGUACUCCCGUCCAGACUGGUACAUGGUUCGGCUUAGCUUUCCAUCGUUAAAGUCUACAUGGUACAAUCCAAAGCGAACGCUGUAUCCAUCAGACCAUUCGAAGUUGUCCAUCAGCGACCAUGCAAAAUACCCACAGACGUUGACCUCAUCUUCUUGGAUAGCUAUAAGCAGAAAAAAAAGACCUCUUAUGUUUGAGAAGGUUGAAGUCAACAUUUUUAACAGCAGUUAGUCCUAUAAUGUGCAGCAUGAGUAAUCUAUCUGAACAGCUGAAAACAUUGUAUUUUUCUGUCUUAUCUUGCCUUGAAUAAGUGCUGUACUACCACAAAUUCAAAUGCUAAAUCUCCUGAAUAAUUAUAGUAUUCAUAGCAGUGAAAAAUACACAUAUUGACCAGAUGGUGGUGACAAACUGUGGGCGUUUUGUUUGGUUUAUAUUUCUCAAACACUGCGGUUUGAACAUGGUACAUUUUGCUUUUCACUGGAGUUAAUUUCUCAAAUUUUUGACCCUGCAGAUUAACCAGCUUUUACCUUUAGCCACUUCCAAGAGUGUAUCCUUGUAAAACUUUGAGCGUUGAUCAUCCUCGAUUUGCAGCGUUCCCACCUGAGAGAAGCCAUUCUCCGUAAUGUAGACUGCAGGGUUGUCGAACGUCUCCUGCAAAGUCACAGGGCAAAAAUAUUAUCGUCAAACAAGGCUUCUCAGCUGUCAGACAUUCCAGACGGAGACAGAUUGGUCUACAAUGUGCCGUUUAGCUGCAUUUCAGCUGUGCCAAGCUCAAACUAAUGGCCUGUGACAAGUCACAACAGCAGGAAAUUGCAAUUGCAAACACUUUCAACAAAGUAACAGUUUCAUUCAAUGUGACAGCACUAAUGAAGCAUCAGUGUGUUUCUGGAGGUGUUAAGAGGAGAUUACUGCAUAGAAAAUCGAUAGAAAGACACUAAACAAAUGUCAGAGUGUUGUUUAGUUGAAGGCCAUUUGUCUUCUGGUUGCUAAAUUCAGUUUAAGAGGAGGGAAAGGGAAAACAGAAUUCACAUUUUAUCACAUUUCAUCAAAUUCAAUUUAAAAUAAAGGCUGUUUUUGAGUCUUGUUUGGAUCAAUAAAAUGAAACUUCAAGAUUGAUCAGGAGUUUAAGAUGUACCUUGAUGUACUUGAGAAGUUUUCUUAAACCAUCAGGCACCACAGCAAGCCAGGACACACCACAAAUAGGCCAGGACGGAUCCAAAACGUCUCCUGCAUCUCUGUCGCUCUUCAUGCACAGAAUAUUUCCACAACUUUCUCCUUUUUUGACUUUACGAGAUGUGUAGUAGUUCAGUGCAAAGAAGUCGGCUGUGCCCAAAACUGUGGGUUCAUCUUUGGAGAAACUGGGCAGUCUUGGGCCGCCGUUGAAUCCUAAUUUCUUACUCUGUGCUUCGAUGGCAGAUCUCAUUAUUUCAGGAUAAUCUCCUGUUACAAACACAGGCCAGGUGAACCACCCCAAAGUGAAUGCAAGGUAGCGUUCAGUCGCAGCAACAUCCUCUUUGCAAUGUGUGUUUAAAGGCUCAGCCCAGUCGCUGUUGACAGCAAGAGACACCCAACCCUUCUGCUCCUUCCUGUAGUCAUGGUUGUAGCUAUGCCAGGCCAUGGCAUGGGCACGCAGCAUGUUAUGGCCCACCAGGUAGGCAGCAGUUCCUGGUUCUUUUAACCCUGGGGCAUGGAUGCCGUCUUCAUGACCCAGUUUGGCGCAGACAUAUGGCUCAUUGAUAGUGAUCCAGAGUUUGACACGGUCACCAAACGUUUGGAAGCAGAACUUGGCAUAGCUGUCGAACAGGUUUGCGAUACUCGGAGACUUCCAGCCACCCUGGUCUUGGAGAGCUUGAGGCAGGUCAAAGUGGUAAAGUGUAACCAUAGGUGACACGUUACAGGCCACCAAAUCAUUGAUCACCUUGUUGUAAUACUGCACACCUGUUGAAAACAUAUAGAGGACUGAAACUUAAACACUGAAAAUCCAUGGUGGCAAUAUCAGAACGUUUGAGGCAGUACCUUUUUGAUUGACAUGUUGCGUAGUCCCAUCAGGCAGCAGGCGGGACCAGGAAAGCGAAAAGCGAUAGUGUGUCAGUCCAAGCUGCCGGAUACACUCCAGGUCCUUCUCCCAAAGCUCGUAGCUGUUGCAGGCGACAUCUCCAUUCUGGUCCCCAAACACUCUGCCUUUCUCAAGACAAAAUGUGUCCCAGAUACUUGGUCCCUUGCCUCCUGCCUGCCAACCACCUAGAUGGGCACAAAACAACAGUUUCAUUAGGAAGUCGAAGAAUCACAGCAUGUCUCACCUGGGAGCUUGAGUUUGUUUAGGUGUAUUUUGGGGCAAUUUAUUCUGUUCAACAAAGAAAUGCAAAUUUGCUCGUCUGCAUUGGUGGACCUAGGAUUAAGCUCAGUUAUAUGGAUAUCACAUCUAGUAUGACUAUUCUUUGUGUUUGUCUUCAUGAUUGUCAUUUUUAGGAAGUUGGCACAAUACUUAUGUAUCCUGUGGCAUUUUAUGCUAUCUGGAUCAAGUUGAUGUCAAAUUUAGUUUGUCAGAAUGUGUUUUAGUCUUUACUGAAAAGUCUAGAAAUUAGACUUUCUUCAUGUUAAUGUUUUAGCUUACUUCUUGAAUGAUUUUAUUCAGUUCUACUGUUUAAGUGGGAUGUUUAAAUUGAAGUUGACUGAAUGUAGUUAUUUAUUUUAAACAUGAAAGAAAAGGGAGGCUGAUUAAGAAAGGGAAAAAAAGGUUUUUAUCUGUGACUGAAAAGCGGUGGGAACAAGUACAAUUUAUUUAAUCCCAUCCCUUUUCAUCAACCAAAAUUUUAUUAAUUCACUCCCUUGUUGAUAGAGUCCUUUAUAAUAAUUAUAUAAUUCUAAUAUAAUACAGGCUACCAAAAAGGUCCCAAGUUAGGAUGUGUAAUAAACUCUUCUACUAUACACGAAAGUACAUUUUCCUUGUUAAUAUAUAUUUUUUAACUCAUAACACAUUUGCAGUAAGAUAGAUGUCGAUACUUUGUGUUGCUGCUAUAGUUGGGUAUCCUUGGAAGAGAGAUGUCUGGUCUCAAUUGGACUUAUUUAGCUUCAUAAAAGGUUGUUUUUGUUUAUUUAAAUGAAGAUUUAUGUUAAAGAAACAUCCUGAUGUGUGUCGACUGAAUCGCAUAAUCUGAGACCUUUGUCGUGAGGCUGUUCAGUUGAUAAAGUUGCACCAGUGCUGCUGGAAACACUGUUGCCAGUUCAUCCACUUUUUGCCAAACAUUAAUCCACCUCUUUGUAUUGAGCCACUCACCUUCGAUUUGAUACGCAGCCGUCGCCGCUCCCCACGCAAAGUCACGUGGGAACAUGUUGGCACACUGAGUUAAAACAGUCCCACUGACAUGUGCGCUUUCUGUUUCUCACAGAUCCAUGUGUCAGGCUCACAGAAACCUUGGAUUCAUGCUGGUUUUCUACUAAGGUAACGCAGCUCUGCAACCAGGAAAAGACUUGAAGAUGAGGCAUUUAGGGGGCGUGACGUUUGUUACGUACAGGAUCCAUGAUAAAGUGAAGAUAAUACAACUCUUGGCUUUAUAAUGAGUGAAAUAGCAUGUGUGCAAUGGCUGAAAUAUACUGAGUCGAACCACUUUGGUUACAGGGUUCAGUCUCGUGAUUAUUUUAAGAAAAUUGUGUUUGGUAUUUGGAUUCUCAAAUCUUCAGAGGAGGACUUGAAAGCAGCACCAGAAAGCUGCAGACCAGCGUGAUUGACGCGACUUUGUAACGUCAAGGUAGAUCCGAGUUUCCGGAAAGCAUUUAAUCUGAUAAACUUUGUCAUUUGUUAUCUGAACAGUCUUUCACAGGGUUAAUGUUCGUUUGCUUAAUUUUUCAAAGUUAUGGGGAAAAUGUGUCCUUUAAUAUUCUAAAAACGACAACAACAACAACUAAAACUAGAAAUCGUGAAAUGUAUUUCAUCCUGACAGCUUUUUUUUUUUUUCAUACACAUCAGGCUGUGAGAGAGUGCCUGAUCCGGAUCGGAAAAACAGACCUUGUUUGUGUAAGUUUCUUGAAAUUGCUGCAUCAAUUCCACUACACACAACAAUGUGACAUCCUGUGUGCAACAGGACAAAAGGGGUUAAAGGUUGCUCGUCAAAGUAAGUCAAUCCACUCAUGGUUUGAUAACAAAUGGACGGUGGAGGUCAAAGCAUAGUCGCCUGAGGGUAUGAGUUCCCUGACCUGUGAUCACGUUGUUGCUAUCUUUAGGUUUUUCUAAAGAAUGAAGUGACCCACUUAACUUAAUCAUAACAAAUGAGAAGGAUUACUUGCCAAAGGGUGAACACAUACAUGAAGUGAGCAAAAAUUCACAUCUGAGCUUGUUGGUUUAAAGCUAUGAAAGUGUUAAAAUGCAAGAUUCUAGAAGGAGGUCCAUAAAUAUUGACUGUUUAAUAGGGCUGGGUGAUAAAACAAUAACGAUAUAUAUCGAAAAUUAAUUUCCCUUAAUAUCAGUAUAAAACUUGGCCAAUAUGCUUUUCAAUAUGCCAUGUUUUGGUAUACAAUACGAAUAGCCAAUGAAAAGGGGAGUUGCUCCUGGUCUUCUUCGCACUGAUCCAAUCAUGUGCUGAAUUAGAACCAAGUAGCAAACAACUGUGUAGUAGCAGGCUGCAGCUACACACAACCAUAGCAUUUGAACACAACACAUUAAGCUGACAGCACUAUUGGUGAGGAAAAAAGAAAAUGAGUGCUACCCCCAGCAGAAAUGAAGAUGAAGACUCCACAGAUGACGACAUCAUCGACAAGACUGGCACGAAAACGUCGGUCUUGGGGGUAUUUUGUUUUUUUUGAGGUCGAACAUGAGGCAGAGUAAUGUGUACUACAAAUUAUUUCAAGUACAUGUUAUUGUAAAGUUGGGGAAAACCUUAAAUCUUUUUCGCCACCUGAAGCAGUGCCAUGCGGCACAGCACGCGCAAUACAAAAGGUUUCAAACCCAGAGCAGAGUAAGGAGCCCAUGGCGCCUGUGCAGCUGAAACAUCCGACCGUUCAGUCCGCUUUCUGUAGCGCAACGCCUUACGACAAAACGUAGACAAAGACCUCACAGAUGCAGUAGAUUAUUGUAUUGCAAAAGACAUGCUACCAAUAAACACUGUUAAAAUUUUUUAAAAUCAUGAUGUCUAUCGAUAUUGGCUGAUAUGAAAAAAAUAUGUCAGGAUAAACUUUUCUCAUAUCGCCCAACCCUACUGUGUAACUUGUUCAUGCUUAAGUAGACUUACUCUGUGAAUAUGGUUUGUAAACUAGUCUGGUAUAAUUAGAAGUGUGUUAUGCCCUUCAUAAUAAGAAUAAGAAUAACUUUAUUAAUCCCCGGAGGCAAAUUGUCUGUUGUCUUACAAAAUAUGUCUCCAAUAGUUAUCUACUAUUAACAUAAGAGUUAUAAAGUCUAUUGGCUGUUGGUACAAAAGAUAUGCUGAAUCUUUCUGUCCUGCAGCGAAGAGAGAGGAGCCAAAAACUACUACUACUAUUACUACCAAAAUCUACUAUUAUGAUAGUGCUGGAGGCCAUGUGUGGUCAUCAAAGCUUUUGAAUAAAUAAAUAAAUAAACGAUGUUCCUCCUCUGCCGAAAUAUCAAAGCUCCGCAACUGCUAUGUGCCUUCUGCUGUGCAAUGUGCACUGAGCAGCCAAAAUGGGGCAAAACAAUGUCGCAAAGAAGGACAUAUCCUUCAGGAACAGAGAAAAUAUAGAGGAAGAAGAGAAAAAUUGCCAAGGUAUGUUUGUAUGUCAUGGAAUGUUAAUCAAAGAGAUUUGUUAAGGUGUGUGAAUGAUCAACAAUCAAUAUUUUUGGAGAAAAAUAUGGGCCCCAAAAUCAAAUUUUGCAUAGGGCCCCAUUGAGGCAUGAGCCGGCUCUGGGUAAGUCUUUGUCUGCCCAAAACUUUGUCAUAAAAAGCUGGGUAUUACAACAACGGAAGUGACAGGGGUGAUCAAACGCAUCAAUUGGGCGCUUUAUUCUGAAAGUCAAACCGGAAAUGGUUUGCGUUCUUUCUUAGUUUACAACAGUGGCUGCCGGGGCAGGACCAUGGGAAGAGGACUUCUCAGGGGAGUGUGAACUGCUCCAAACACUUUUAUUAAGGCACAGGAGCCGAAAGAGAAAUCGCAACUCUUUGGACUUAGUUGUCGUCGUUUAAGAGUUUUAAAACGCUGUUUCUUUCGAGCACUCUGAGCACAUUUUACGCUGAAAAUGCCUUGUUGUUAGCGCUUUUGUGUCUCUUUUUUGAGCAAUUUCCUGUCGGUGCUGGGAAAGAGGAGAGGGGGGAAAGUUUCCUACCUCUCAUUUAGUCUUCUACUCAGUCCAAAGUGCUGGAACCUGAAAGUGAGUGUUUGAGGAAAAACCUUACUAUUUUGUUCUGAACUUACUGUGGAUACAAUGAGAUUACUGCAGUCGCCUCCUGUGGAAAAGACAACACUGUGAAUCGGUCCCACGCUAGGAGCAACAAAGGAAACCUCUCAACAACUGGAUAAGUUAUUUACUCCCGAGCUAGCAUGCGCAGCGUGUAAAGACGGAGGAAUUGAAGAAAAUGAGCAGGAAGAAGGAAUUAUAAAUGAAUCGUUUGCCAACAAAGAAAGGGACCCCUUUCUGCCAGACUGAGCCAAAGGAAAGCUUUGCUAGAAAUGGAGGAGGAAGGCUCACUUGAGCCAAACAAGAUGCUGGAAAAGGGGCUUGGAUUUACGGUAUAUUUUGUAUAACAGAGCUGCUUAGUGUUUGGUGAAAAUAUCCGCCCUGUUUACUAUCAAAACAUUCAUUUCUCUGCCAAUGCUGCAGCGGUUCUGUGGUCGUGUGUGAAAAUGAGGGUGGAUCUGUUGCAGUUGUUUGUGGUUUUGCUGCUCUGUGGCGGCGCUGGCUCGGCGGUAUCAUCUGAUUGCAAAUCAUAUGAUGAACGCCCGAAAAGCGGUGGGAAAAGCCCGCAGUCCGACAGGAAGGUGGUGUGCAGCAACAUGGAGCUCCAUCAGGUGUUACCUCCGGACUCCUUCCCCAACAGGACGGUCACACUGUAAGUAUAAAUGCAUUUACACUCCUAAGAGUCAGGGUAAACAUGUCCUGAUGAUGUGAAUCUUGUGACAAGAACCACUUCUCUUACUCUGUCUUAUUAAUUCUGCCUUUAAGUCCAGAUUCCAACUUGCUAAAAGUCAGAAAUUCAACGCCAUGCAUCCUGUGUACUUGUGCUUUGUGGAGGUGGUGGUGAGUGAUGGGGGGAAAUCUGAGAAUACCAGGGCAGGGUGCAAGAGCAGAAAGCAAAUAAUAGACUCCAGGGAGGGAAAGAAAGGGGGAAGAUUGUCUGGUAAGUUAAGUGGGUGUACAUGUUUUAACCUGUUUACCACAAAUCACAUGCACAGAGCUUUAAAGCUCUUCCAAAGUCAUAUUUAUAGAUUUAAAAUACUUAAUCACAGAGAUCUGGAUUGGAUUCACUUAAAAAUCUUUAAAUUGAUGACACAUCUUUAGCUUUAUUUUUCAUGAGUUCUGCUAUUGUUGCAAUUUCUUAAUGGGAAUACAAAAAAUCAAGUUAAGACUCAAGUUUAGGUUUAAGUUCCUGAUCAUUCAACUCUGUGACCACACACAGGCCUAUAAUCUACCUUCCCGUCUGUCAUUAAUCCAUCCUUACCAGUUAUAUUCAGUCAGGCAUCUACCUUAUGAUCUUUAUGAUCCAUACAUCAACCCAUCAAGCGCUACCUGAUGCAGCUGGACUAAGCUGUGAUUGGUCAAACCUAGGGUACACCUCAGACCAACCUCGAGUCUAACAAGUAUCCCAUCAUCCUGAGUAGGUAUUCGCAACAGUUGCCAGUUUUUCUGUCUGGAUUGCAGUUCUUAAAAAAAAUAAGUGUUUUGUACCUAUGAGAAGUUUUUUGUUUUGGAGUUGGCCUUGUUUUCUUGAACCAGGGAGCACUCUAAAGUCAUCAAGCAAGCCUUCAAACUUGUCCUUGUGUUUGCCAUGUCUGAAUGUCGUCAGCGAGUUUGGAGUCUGUCAUUUUGUUGCGACAGUGAUGGAUUGGAGGUUGAGCCAGGUUUACUCAUGAUUUAGCAUUCAGCUGAAAAAGAAAGACUGGGAACAUGAAGGAUGGCCUCCUCUGGGGUACAAGCAAGAUAUAAUUAGAGAGCACAGACAGACGUCACUGCAACUCUGGAAUGUUUUUCCUGUCUCCUCUUCUGUAUCUCUGGAUGUUUGUUGUCAUCUAUUCGUGGGGAAUGCUCACUAUAAAAUAAAACUACCUUUCUAUAGAGAGAUACAGAAAUUGAUUGAAAGAAAAAUAGUUUGAGGCAAAGUAUUUGUGUGGCAGAUUAAACGAUUCAGUAAUUUUGCAAGCAGUAUGUGAAGAAAAAGCUGGUUUCUGCUUCUUGAAUGUGAGGUUAUACUGCUUGUUGUGGUCUUCUGAAUGAGACUUUAAGCUCUUUUUUUGUCAAACCCACAAUUGACGACAUUGCUUUGGGCUACUGGAUGUUUUGAAACUUUAUAACUAUUUAUUUUUUGUUUUAGAAAAGGACAUGGAGUGUCAACAAUUGACUAAACAACCAUCCAGUUCAUUUCCAAGUCAGUUGGGGCCCUACUGGACUACAUGCAAGUUUUUGAGAGUUAAUUUAUGACCCUGAAAAUCAGCUAACCCACUCCCGAGGUUAGGUGGUCCUCUUUUAUGGCCCUCCCAGUUCCCUGUGGUGGGGUUGAGCGGGGUCUGGACACAGCUGGUCUGGUCUAUAAUAAAAUGAAGCAGGGCUCUGAGCUGCUACAAGAAACCUGCCUCAGCCUGGAAGUUUGCCCUGAAUUAUUUUACCAUGUUUUGCGAAUCCUGCUGCGGUUUUCUAGCUAACUGGGCACAUGAGAAUAUCCUCUGUAAGGAUAGAUGGUAUGUCGUUAAUGUUUGGAGGCCUUGUUUUGUGUGUAAGUAGAAGGCCUUGGUGUGAUUGAAGACCUAUUGGCUCAUCGUUAUUCCCCACUCCCCUUUGAGAUUUCCUGUUUAAGAGGCCUAGAUUCCAGUGUUUAAAGGAAAGCUGUUAUUGAGUUGAACCAGAAGAUUGUUUCUUAACUAACUCUGAGACAGCAUGAAACUUCUUGAACCUUAGAUAAUUGUAUUUACUCUGUGCCAGAUUAUAAACCCCAGAUACUCUCAAGUAAUUGCUCCCAAAGUUACCUCCUCCUUCAUUUUAGCCAUUCCUGCCUAUUAAUUGGCCAGAAUUGAAUAUUUUCUGGUUUGGGUUUACUCAUAGAGGUAUUUUGCACUAAAACCCAAGAGAAAAAAUGGGCGAUGCAUUCCCCGCAUUUGUGCUCUCCAAAUGAUACCACAUGCCAAAGUAAUCUGAGAGGAAAUGACACAAAUGUGUUUACAGCUGGCCUGUUCUCCCCUGUCAGUGUAGGCCGCAGCUAAAACUCCAGGGCUUGAGCUUUACUAUGCAUGGAGGGAUAAAUCAGGUUGUGUGAGCAGCAGUCUGUAUGGGUGUGUACAUGAGCGUUUAUUUCUGUGUUCCUGUGUUCAUACUUAGCAGACAGGAACAGCCUAUAUUUAACCCUUCUGUACUCACUCAGCUCAUAUUUCUCUUUCCAGAGCUGGUUGAGUGUAAUCAGGAUCCAUUCACAAGAACACCUGGGUUGGACAGAGCAAAUAAGCGCACCUGGUUUCAGCCCCCACAGAGCAGGGCAGAGCAGAGCGGUCCAAGAUUAAUGUCAGGAAGAAAGCAGGGAUUUCCUCCCUCGCUGCAGGAAAAGCUUGCACAGUUUGAUGACACGCUGGAGUGCAGUUAACUGUCGCGUUUCACAGCAGUGCGAAGUGAAAGCUAGGGUUACAUUUUGAGUUGUUUUCUUGAGCCUUCACUUCCUAAAGGCAAGGCCUGUGGAAGUGAUUUACUUUGGUUUUCAAAAUGUCCCUUGAUGAACCCUGCAAUGGGAACAAGGCUGACAGUGUCUGCACCGAUAUAUUUGCAAACUGGGAGUGUUUUAAAAUACUUACAAGGGUGUCCCAAUACAGCUUUUUUACUUCCAAUAUGAUACCGAUAUUGUAGCCUUUAGUAUUGGCCGAUUCCAAUACUGAUCCGAUAUUGGCACAAACUUGCGCAUGACAAGUUUUGCACUCAGCUGCAAUGUCUUUUCGGACUUAAGCGAAAAAUACUGCCACACAGCUGACAUCACUCUCACUCCUUGCUACAUUGUUAUUACCUCAGUUCACUGUUGUUGUGAUCACGUGGGCUCUGCCUGCUGGAUCUGGGCGCUGCUAGCUCGAGGUGCCGGAGAGGAGUCUGGAAUGGACUGCUUUUAUCGGAGUGCUGAUAUCGGAGAUUUUAGAUGCAAGCUGAUACAAUUUGAUAUUUUUUUUGUGGCUGAUAUUGGACUGAUAUCCAAAACCAAUAUUGUAUCAGGACAGCCCUAAUACUUACCAUACUGAGAAGCUGGACAAUCUAAGCGUAGGGCUGGGCGAAAAAACGAUAACGAUAUAUAUCCAAAAUUAAUUUCCCUCAAUAUCAAUAUAAAACAUGGUCAAUAUGCUUUUCAGUCAUCUGCAUUCUGCCAUGUUUUGGUAGACUACACUCUUAGCCAAUGAAAAGGGGAGUUUCUCCGGGUCUACUUCGCACUGAACCAAUCAUGUGCUGAAUGAGAACCAAGUAGCAAACAACCGGUAGUAGUAGGCUGCAGCUACAUGCAGCCAUAGCACUUUAACAGUGCAACUCCUUACGACAAAACGUCGAAGAGACACAAAGAUUUCACAGAUGCAGUAGCUUAUUGUAUUGCAGAAGACAUGCUAUCAGUAAGCACAGCUAAAUUUCAUUUUUAUAUUGUGAUAUAUCGAUAUCGACUGAUAUGGGAAAAACUACAUUGUGAUAAAUUUUUCCCAUAUUGCCCAGUCCUAUCUAAGUGUAAAGGUUGUUUAAUAAAGGAGUAGUAUUAAUAAAAGCAUCGAAGUAGUAAAGAUUGUGGAUUGAUUUGAUGUGAUGUCUCAAAUAAUGAAGUGGCAGACAGAAAUGAGGGAUUAAGCUCAGUGUUUCCUCUCUAAAUUGACGUGUCUACGAAGGAGUCUAUUAUUUUACAGCCUGUAAUGCAAUGAGAUAUUAAACCAAUGACAAAAUCAAUAUAAAAACUGAAGGCUUAGCUUUCUGCUCUCAAAAGGCACAAGUUUCUGACUAUUAUACUUCUCAUUUCAGAUCUAUUUAUACAGGAGCACACGUCUGCCCUGAGGGAACCUGCUUCCAAGGGGUUAAGAACUCACUGUAAAUACAGACACGUUACUGCGGGACACACCAGUCUAUAUGUCAGUCAUCUCGUCUAUUUAUUCUUCCCAGCAUUAAAAGCUACCGGGCUAUGCAGGGAGCCUUUGAUCUGCUUUUGUAACCAGACCACAGUUGCCUGCUGUCAUGCAUGUCGUGAGAGGAUUUGUUCUUGUUGCUUUUCAGACGAGCCGCUGCUCUAAAGCAAGCCUCUUGUGUUAUUCAUUGUAGCUCUGCAGCGUUUGCAGAAGAAAGCAGGAUAAGACGAGGCACUGACAGCUGCAAAUGAAGUCAGUUUGCAGUUUUUUUUCUUCUUUCACAGACAGACCUGUUGAGCUUUCGCUUUGCCAGGUUGCUGCAGGUCUCAUUUAAUCCCAGGCCAGCAUUUUGGUUUAGCGUGCAGACAUGAGCUAAGGCAGAGCAUGCCUCUCCGUCUGUGUUAAUUUUACCCCUCAUCUGCUGUUAUCCUGGUGUUUGCAUGGUGGAUCAUUUGCUAUUAAAGAUGAAAGCCGUUAGCUGAAUGGUUUGCCUUGUUGGUAGGAUGAUGAAAGAGGAUAUUGCACUGUCUCAUCUGAGUGCUACAAGAAUGAACAGGCAGAAAAAGCUUAAUAAACAGACGCUUACCUUAUAAUUAUUACCCUUUUCAGCUUGAUGUCAUGCAAGUAAAUCUCUUUAAAGGACUAGAUAUUACCAGAUAGCAAAGUAUAAUUCAAUAAUUACUGAUACUGGUACCCUGUUUGUUCUCUGUACUAAUUUUGCACAAUUUGGGUUUUACAAAAAGUACUCCAGCGGCGAUCAAAAAACAUAUAUGCUCUGUCAGGUUCCACAUGUUAGCCCCAGUACAUGCAGAACAGAAUUCGUGAUGCAACAUUUUCCACCUGUCAAAUCCAAAAACUGCAGAAAAUUCGUCAUAUUUGGAUCGUUUCUGGAUCGAAGUGUCUCGGAUAAAAAAACUCGAACUAUCUUGGCAAGUCACCGCACCUCAGCUAUUGGACCAGUUCCUUCUUUCCACCUGAGCUAAGGCCCACUUUUCCAUCGAGUAUAUUCAGAGGAAGUCACUCUAGAAGGGUUUUUAUGAGCUCAACUGCGGCCUGAAACUUAUUUGAAAGCCUGCCGGAGAGUUACAGCUAUCUGCUCUGGGGAGUUUCUGGUCUAAAAGCCUCCUGAGCUUUAAGAAAGUGUUUAGACUUGGCUUUGUCCUUUAAAGUGAUAUACUAUAUGUGUGGGGGGGAGGCAGUGGUUGGCCAUUUCUAGUGCUCGUAUAGCCAGAGGCAUACGCUUUCGCAGGAGGUGUAUUUUCUUAAGUGAAAGAGAAAGUGGGACUUCCCUAGAUAGUGUCAAAAUUUAUUCACUUUGAAGACGAUGUGAAAUCUAGGCCAAUGCAUUUUAUAUGAAGUUGUGACUCAUGUUAGAAAUUCUUGUUUUAGACUCAGCUUUUUCCACAGAGGUGGCUUAGAUUUAUAGCAUCAGUAUCAGGGGACAGGAUGUGAGAUUUUGUUGGAUCCCCCUGAAGCUUGUUCCUGGCUUGAGCUAAAGCAGGUCUUAUCUAUGCAUCAAGAUAAGAGAGACUCCCCCUGUGCGGUUGUUUGGGGCCUCGCCUUAAGAAAUUCCUCAGACAGUUCCUCAGCUGGGAGACCUCAGGCCAACGUCCAGGGACAGACAGUCAGGAAGCGGACUGUCUGGGUGUAGACGUCCUGAGGGCGGUGGAGAUGCUGCUGGUGAAAUGAUCGCCCAUUUUUCCUACGUGUUUAUUGCUUGAAGACACUGGGGUAUUUCAAACUAAUCAAAGCGUAGAGCAGACUCAAAUUGCUGCCUCAGGAGUUUCCAACAAACUAAGGUCACACUCCUGUCAUGAGAAAGAAGUGAGGGGCUAAGAUGGGGGGGAUGGUAAAAGAGCAACGUGACUCAACAUAUAACUCUCUUUCACGGAUUUGUUUUGAUGACCCAUGAAGUCACAAGUCUGGAAAUGUGCAUUUGCUCAGACAGACUAGUGAAUCUCUACAUACACUCGUGUAUUAUGUAAACAUAAUUUUAAAACUUUCCAUGGAGUUGAAAAGCCUGGACACAACAUUAGAUGUUGGUGCAAGGAUCUACUUGUGAUGUCAAAUUGACCCUAAAAAUCCAAUUGCCUUGGUCGGCCCUCUUAAACUUGGAGAAUCAGUCUCCAGUCCUGUCAGUUUACAAUUGGAAUCUUUGUGUUAUUUAAGGCAUUUCCGCUGACUCUAUGUGAUAUGAGGGGUGGGAAUCACCAGUGGCCCCACGAUACGAUAUUAUCACGAUACUUGGGCCACGAUAAGUUAUUAUUGCGAUUUUUAACAUUUUGCGAUACAGUGAGUAUUGCGAUUCAAUAUAUUGCGAUUUAUACAAUUUUUUCAACUGUUUAGCUAAUUAAGCAUGUGUCUUUCCUUUAUGGUUGUCUUAUUUACGCAGUGUUUUAUUUCCAUGUAGCAAUAACAAUAAAUUUGAAAAAAUCAAUUCCUGGUAAAUGAGACGAUAUGAUAUAGACAAAAUAUUGCGAUACUGUACUGUAUCGAUUUUUUCCUCCAACACCUAUGUGAUAUGAGGUGAUUUAAGAAUUGUGGUUCUUCAUAGAAAAUUUGGCUUUUGUAAUCACAAUCUUUGGAGUCCCAGACUAUGUAAACAGGCAGUGUUAAAACUAGCGGCUUUGUACAUCACUGAGUUUUAACAUCUGCAGUUUCAGCAUCCAGAAGCCUGCAAAACAUGGUCUUGCAAACACACAGGCACUGUUUGUGUGCGCACUCUCCCUUAGAGGCAAUGAGCCAAGCUGCAAAUCUCCAAUGAGCCUUCACCGUCCAACCCUGUAAUAAAACAACCCCUCAACACCCCAUAAUGACUCCAAUCUGGCCUCGAGUUGUGGGUGCCACUAGCAUGUAUGUCACCCACCACAUCCCCUUUUUGAGACCCGGUUGGCCAGAAACACAUGCUUACCACAAGCCCCAACUUGGAUGUUUUUUUUUUUUUUUGCUUGCUAGGAGUUAACAGUGCUGUUGGUUUGCCAGACCCUCAUGGACCAGUUUAGGAGGAAGACGGGAACCCGCAUGGAGUUGGCUGAAGAAAGUGGAGUGUUAAUUUGCAGCGUGUAUAAACUGAAUCAGCUUGUGCAAUAUACAAGGGGAAUAAACGGGACUGUAAAAACUGGUUUACUGCCCAGAGAGGAAGCAAUUAAGAAUUCACACUUGAAAUUGAAUGUUUUCUCAAGCUCACUUUUAUUUUUGUGCUGUUAUCGUUGGACAGUGAUAGGAAAUAUGCCCGGGUUUAAUUAAAGAGCGCCACAAAUAUCUGGCCACCAGUGCCUCUUUUUAAUUUCAGACCAUAACACAUGAUGUCUGCAUUUUGGAGUUAAACAGAUGAAAUAUUGAUACAUUUCUAAAAAAUGUUGUGUAGGAUUUUGUCAGCUGUAAAUGAUAAAACAUUGUCAGUUAAACAAAGUAUAAAUAUUAAAUGACUGAAAUGACUUUGUGCCUAGAAUGAUUAAGCUCUGAAAGGACAUUUAGAUGAAAAACAAUCUUUUAUUGAAUUAUAACAAAACAACUCCGACUCCAGUGUGGAUCUGUCUGCUUCACUUUCAUUAGGUCAGACAGAUGUUAAAGCUUUUAGCAAGAACUGUUGGCAGUUGCCCUUUAGCCAUGCAAUGUUUCAAGGGAGUUCAGUCAUAUCAUAACAAUACUUGUAUACAUCCCACCUAAGGCAACGGCUGAAGUUCCAUGUGAUGUUUUCCGUUAUACUGCUGCUAGGAUACAGAUUCAACAUCCUGAGGCACUUGUAAUAAUAUCAGGAGGCUUCAACCUUGUCACCCUCUCCUCACUGGUUGUCAGCUGUCCUACCAGAGGAAACAAAACCCUGGAUCUGCUGUAUACUAAUGUCUAAGAAACUAACAGAGCUACUGCCUUACCACAGUAAGCAGAUCUGAACAUAACUUGGUUAAUCUGGAGUUUAUCUGAGAUUCCAGAUACAUGAAUUUUCCACUGGGGAUAAAUUAAGUUUUUGAAAUCUAUGCUAUUUGUUGCGGUUGACAUUCCUCAUGUCUAGAUAUUACUUGGGUAUGAGGGUCAAUGCUGCGUUCCAUUUUACUAUUUUGUACCUUGAACGUUGUUACUACAUUGUUUGAGCCUGACUUGUGGUUUACUGUUGCCAAAAUAUUUCCACUCUGCUAAUUUAUUCCCACGGGGGCUGUAAAUGAUCAUACUCUUUAAGCGAUUUGACAUUUUCCUCCCAUCUUGGAGGUGUGCCUGGAUGGGAACUGUGUCUCAGACUUGGAAUUUAAAAAUAAAGGUGUAUCUUUAAAGAUGAAAAGGAUUUAUGUUAAGCCAGGGUUUGCUGUAAAUAGAACUAAACGGAUCAUUUCUCUUCACACAACCUCCACCUGCUUUUCUAUUCCCUAGAGCCAAAAGCAUGUACAGUACGUAUGCAGUGGUUACGAAAAUCUCCAAUUGUGUCACAGCUGCUGCAAAUCAAACUGCUUUUUGUUUACCUCUAAAAGUCAAACCUGUUUCACACACGAGUUGCACCUUAUCUCAGUCUGGCUGAGUCUCUCAAGCACUCUGAUGCUGCCAAUUAAACAUGAAAGAAACGACUCGGCUCAUGCUCAAGUUUUUUUCUCUUCUGAUCUCUUUCUGGCUGCGGUAAACAUUUUGUGACUGGAAGCUAAGAGUGGCGAGAGGACAAAGAGUGAGCGUUAUAUCAUUAUCCAUCAACAAGUUGCAGUAUGGCACUGUUCCACUUGUUGAAAAAGACACUAGACCCUUUUUCCAGUCCUCUUUCACAAUUUCAUUAGCUCACAUUCCUUGCUGAUGUCCUGAGUGCUGUGGCUGAUUCUAUUUGUGACUGGUUAUUUGGCACACAUUCAGUGGAGGUCAGUAUUAGACUGGUCUGACUGUGAUAAGUCGACAAUAACACUCACUGUUCCAUGCAAGAGGAAGUAUCUCUAAUGUGAAAUUUCUGUUAUUUUUGUUGUUGCUUUUGCAUUUAUGUAUUUUUUUUUUCUUCUCUCCACAGAAUUUUAAACAACAAUAAGAUUCAAGAACUCAAAAAUGGAUCCUUCUUUGGGUUACUCACUUUGGAAAAAUUGUAAGUGUAUUUCUUUUUUUUGCAUUUCUGGUAGUCUGUGUCAAUGUAACACAAACUUUAACAUUAAAAUGUGUGUUUUGAUGACCAAUCAUAGCCUCUCAAAAAAACCUGUCGUGGUUUGAAUCAUAGACUGUAUAUAGAAUGGACGCCGUCUUUCUCCUCGCUGGGUGAAUCCACAGCGAGAACAGCACCCUCUGGUGAUGGGCUGCAGUUUAGGUCAUAGAUCACGUGCAGCUCCAUUUUUAAAACUUAUCGGGGGUUCAUGUUUUAAAUGAUUGACACUUGGUAAAGCCUAAGAGCAUACGAAGAUUGUGUAGCUCACCCAGGGGAUAUACUAUUUAAACUGAGCAUCAUCCCAGCGACUCUCCUACUGAAUGCGUACAACGCUAUUGCGCAAAGUUGGUUUCAGGAAGUGGAGGAAAAAACCCGAAAUACAGAGAGCUUUUUGGCUUCAAAUAUGUACUGGCGGAAGGCGGAACAAAGUUUUCCGUAGUAUAUACAAUCUAUGGUUUGAACACAUGAUGUUCAUCAUCAUUUUGAGGAUGCAUUAAGUAAGGAUAAUAAAUUAUAGAGUUUCUAGAAUCAAAUAUUUUCACAGUACUUGUGUUUUAAUGACGAGUGCAUUAGCCGAAACCAUCCAUUGAGCCACAAGUGGAGCUGGGAGUGGGAGUUUGGUUCAAAAACACACAUAUUGGCUUAGAGCCAGUGGAUCAUCCAGGUCAUAGAAAAUGUGAAAGCAUACACACAGCACUUAACCUCAGACAAGAAUACUAGGCUACGAAGGAAGACCAGAGAUGGUACUAGAAAAGCUAAUUAUAGGUGUAGCCCUGAGGGUUUGUUGUUGCCUGCCUGGUGGUGACAUAGUCUCAACAUACAGCUGCCUGGGUUUUCUGAGGAUGGGGCCCGAUUUAGAGGGGUAUUAUAUACAUGAGCUCAUAGCUUUUAGAAGAUGGUGUAGGCUGUGAGGACUUCGUCUUACAGGGUAAACAUUGACCAACAAUUGAGAUAUCAAGGAAACAAGAUCUUUUAUUGGUGUGUAGGGGUGUUGUCUGAGAUUCCUGGGACGAUUGAGAGAGAGUUCAUUCAUGCCAUAUGACUAACUUUAGGAACUGGAAUGUCAUCAUCUGUGCUUCCUACAGAGAUUUCAGCUAAAUGGCUUCUGGCCUGCACAUAUGCGCAUGUGGGUGAUUUAUCGCUCUGGAAUGGCUUCAUGCAGAUAAAAUAACCAGACCAUUAAUGGUCCUGCUUUUACCCAAGGCUACGAUAACACAUGACUGACUUGAUGUGGAAUUCGAGGGGCAUGUAUCACGUAUCAUUCAUCCCGGUCUGGUUAAAAAGACAAGAAAUAUUUAAGGUAUAAAAGGUUGAAUAAGCCUCAUUGAGCCUGAGGUCAGAAAGAAGAUUUAGGUUUCCAUUUUUUUUCUUUGAACUGUGAUUGAUUCAAAUUUCUUUGAUUGCAGAAGCAGCUUUUAAAAAAGUUUCCCUCUUCCUCUUUAAGGCCACGUUUGCUUAAAAAAUAUAAAGAUUGUCAAAUUUCUACACAUUUUUAAAGCUCCUGUGAGGAUUUUUUAAAGUUAUGUAACUCACUGAAAUGAGUAAUGAUGCCUCCGCAGAUAAAUCCAGACCAUGUGCAUAAAAACGGAUAAUUCAGUUAUUAGUUAUUAGACAAAUUCAGCAAAGAAGGACAAAAAAUUUCCCAUGGGAGCUUUAAGUCAGUUACGGCUUUCAGCCCGAGGUUGAAAAAGAAGAGACUGAGAGACUUAGUGUAAUAAAAUACUCGAGCCAACCACUUUGGAAAUAUCCCAGAGCAGAGCGCCUUAAAUUUUCUGAAAAUUUCAAGAGUGCAAUUUGGAAAGAGGCUCGUUUCUGUCAAUUCUGAGUAGAAACCACUUCCAUUCCUCUUUUUAUUUUGUGGUCAGUUGGUUGUGUAAAACUGUCUAGGUUGAUUUUCUCUGCUACACUCAUGUUUUAAUUUGGAGACCUUCAGAUGCCUGAUUGUUUAUGGAUCUGAAGGAGUACUCCCCGUGGGCUCUUGAAUUGGGUCAGAUGUGAGUUUUUGGAGCUCAGGGCCUGCAAGAUAAACAGGAGGUUGUGUGCUGAAUAUGUAAAGAAAGGAGGCUUUGAUCUUCCUCCACCACUUUAUAUGCUUUGUCUGUGAGUGGCCUGUCGAUGUGGUUGUAAACUUCCCUCUGCCUGUCAUUGCAUCAAUCCACAGGCGAGUUUACCUCCAAAAGCAGCUCCCUUUGUGCCCUGCAGGCCCCGCCCACCUCCUGUCCACCCUCAACCAGUGAAGCGAGAUCGCUACACGGCUUGCUUGCUUUUGUCAUUGUAAUGAGGCCAAGCCAAGGCCAGAGGUGUCAGCAGUACGAUCCCCAAACACACUCUGCAUGCUGAAGCCUCUCUUUCCCUUCCAGUGCCUCCCCCUCCUUCCCUCCCCCUUCCCUUGAAUCACACUCCCCCUUUUCUCCCCAAACUCUAGAGCAACUCUGAAUGCUCUCUCCAUUUUGCUUACCCUCUCUACCUCCUCUCUCCUCCACAAAGAAACGCUCCUUCAUUUGGACUGCCUGUGUGCAGUGGUGAAGCCUUAGACAGCAGCUGGCUGUGAGUUGCCAGAGAGAAGUGGGAAGAGAAUCGAUUACGCCUAUCUGGCACUCUGCAUGAAAUUGUAAAGUAACUGUGGAGACCGCUGUGUUUUGUCAGGGCCAAAGGUGCCCCUGCUUGGAAAUAAGCCACACAGAAUCCCCCAUUAUCACUCUCCUCAUAGAAAUUGGAGCCAAGCUAGGCGGGCGUCACAUGCUAAUUCCUGACUAAAUCCACUGCUGUGGAGGAAUGCUUAUUGUGGAAAACAGAGGCGGGAUAACGGCUGCAGUGAGAGAUGGAUUCUCAGGAAUAGCUUGUCGUCUAUUCAUGAGAAGCAUAACAUAAGUGGAAGUAUGCACGAAAGCAAUUUAAGCAAAAAUAACCUUAACGUUAAAUGUAACAAAUUUAUUAUUAUUUUUUUUUUACAAGGAAACAUUGUUCACCUGCAAAUAGGGGUGUCCCAAUACAACUUUUUUACUUCCAAUACAAUACCGAUAUUGUAGCCUUCAAUAUUGGGCGAUACCGAUAUUAAUCCGAUAUUGGCACAAACGUGUGCAUGACAAGUUUUGCAUUCAGCUUCAAUGUCCUUUUCGGACUUAAACAAAAAAUACUGCCACAAGGCUGACAUCACUCCUACUCCUUGCUACUUUGUUCGGCUGAUAUCAUCCGAUAAUUGUUUUUUGGCUGAUAUUGGAUCGAUAUCAAUAUCCUAUCGGGACAGCCCUAAAACUUACCAUACUGAGAAGCUGUAGUCAAAGCGUAAAGGUUGUUUAUUAAAGGAGUAGCAGUGUAGACUGCUUGUAUUGGAGUGCUGAUAUCGGAAAUUUUGAAUGCAGUCCGAUAUAAUCCGACAUAUAUAUAUAUAUAUAUAUAUAUAUAUAUAUAUAUAUAUAUAUAUAUAUAUAUAUAUAUAUAUAUAUAUAUAUACAGUAUAUAUUUAUUUAUUUAUUUAUAUAUAUUGUCUUUUUUUUUUUUUUUUUUUUUGGUGCUAUUGGAUCGAUAUCAACAUUGUAUCAGGGCACCCCUACCUGCAAACUCUUCAACCUCUUUAGUCUUUUCAAAUGCUGUUUAUUCUGCAUUCAUUUUCCUUUUUUGAAGCAGCGUCAGUGAAUCACAAGUUAGUACUCUGAGAAGUCACAUAGUCGGCCAUGCCAAGCAGGAAGUUUAUCAAACUAAGUAGAGCAUGAAGUCACCAAUCUUUGAGUUCAGCUGGAGGUUUAUUUAACACCUUCAGCUGCACUCUCUUUUGAUUAAAUAUGCCUAUCAUGCCAAGAAGCUUCAACUAGAAUAAGAUGCCAAAAAAUACUGUGAGUAAAGGAUAUAAUGUCUUCAAAAUAAAACAUUUGGGUCCAUCUAAAUGGCACCAGCUGCAAAACCAGCCUUUGGUUUGAGGCCAGUUAAAGAUCAGUCCUGGAUCCCAGUGAGGAAACCUCAGCCAGCUAUUUCAAUUAGGGGCAUGUUGAGAAAACCUGGCAUGUUGUUCUCUGUAAAUAGGUUUAAAAGAUGCCAGGUCAUGCGUGGUGAGGUUUUUUUUGGGGGAAUUUGCAGUGAAGUUAUAGAUGACUGAACACAGACUGGUUCUCUUGGACUCCCCAUUCUGUCCUGUAGUGAUCCAAAAUCUGAGAGCUGCAGUGUGUACUGUUUUGUCAUGAGUGGCUUGGAUGGUUGGAUUUUUACAACUACCAGGCAUUACUGUUAAAGAAAUUCACCCUUUGGAAUCAGUUAAGGCUUCUUUAAAUACUUUUCUAACAUAGAAAUUGAUCAUGUGUCUUUGGUCAAAAGUCCAUGAACGAGUGCUCUUUCUUUGAUGGGCAGGUUUUCUGUGUAUUUGACUCAUAGUUGCUUGCUUGCACAGUUAAUUCAUAUUCCUUUGUCCCGUCCUUUCAUUUCUCUGUCAACACUUCUUCACAGAGGGCCUGCUAGCUCACAUCAAAAGCUCCAAUGAGCAAUAGUUUUUGUCUCUGACUUAUCUAUGACCACCUACCUACCCACCUUUAGAUGACAGGUCCUCUACAUCAAACGGGCAGAGUUACCCAAAGGCCCUUUGUGUGGGUUCAGGUGCUGACUAGAAAGCCUCAGCUGUAAUGAAUGACUCGACAGUGCCAGCACAGGUGAGCACCGCAGGAAUUUUUUUUUGUUCGACCACAAGCCUUUGAACUUCAGGACAGAGGAGUCUGAGUGCAUCUUUGUGUGAGAGCUUGAGAGGAUCUUUGAGGGCCAGGUUGUCGGAUGCAGCAGCUGCGAAUGCAUGUAUAUGCAAGAUCGUCAUAAACAGUAUCAUUAUGUUCAAAUGGGAGUAAUCCAAGUCUUAAAAAGCCACUUUUACUUCCGGCUUUCUUGUAGAAAUAAUAACUUGACUUGUCUAAUGUUUGAUGUUUGGCAGCUGUUACUGGGUGGUUGAGUGGGCCAAGUCUCAAUCAAAAGGUUGGAGAUGCAAUCCUAGCUCCUGCUGUUUGAUGCUGAUGUCCUUGGGCAAGACAUUGAACCCUCAGUUGCUUCUCAUAACAUAGUCAGUGGUGUGUAAAAGUAUAUGAAUGGGAUUCCUUAAUACUCACAGCCCUCUACUGUAGCAUGGAUUUCCAUCAGUGUAGAAAUGUGGUGUGAAAGAGACAGUGUGUAGUAUAAAAGGGCUUUGAGAGGAGGGAAAGACGAGGAAAGCAUUACAUAUACAUGCGAAUGGAUCAUGAAUUAACCUUUUUUUGUAGUUCCUUUUCUAAAUAUUUAACUCUUUACAUUUCCCACAUUAAUGUCGAUAAAAACAAGAAAGAACCAAAGCGAAGCCAGAAGGAGACAAUAAAGCAAUUUUUUUAUCAUGUGUGAUAUCUGACAGUCAUUGAGGACUUUAAAAACUUGGGGUGGUAACUUAAAUAUAAACUUUUAUUUCUAUUAUUUUUUUCGUUCUCGUCAGAAGUUAGGGAAGAAUUUAAAAUCUACAGAAAGUUUGAAAUAUAGUGAGCUAGUGGUUAUGCUGAGCCAAAUCCUGACAGGGUGAGCGGUGAUCCAAUCCGCAUAACCACCCGCUCACUGUGACUUAUCCUGCUUAUUUGACCCACAACCAACUACAGACAUAAACAGCUUAACACCAGAUAUUGAAUCAAUAAUGAUUUUGAUUUAUUCACUCAGCGAAAACAUUGUCCUUCAGAUCUACGACUGAAGGCAGCAGUAUUUUUUUAUGACUUGCUUGCUUGUCGGCUGAAUUAACUUUAACUUUAAUUUUACAUUUUAUUACAUAUUUCCUUUUGUUGUCAACUGUUAGUAUAUUUAAUUCAAAGGAACCAUGACUUCAAACAUGUUUUAAAGCAGAGUUUAGAAUUUUUUGCCAUCAAAACCUAAAACUCUGAUAUUUGUUUUCAAACAUCUGGGUCUGUUUAACUAGGAUCCCUGUCCACCAUACAUAGAAUACUUAUUUUAUCCUUAUAUAAUACAAGUGUGGGUGAUUUUGAUGCUAUAAGAAGUGAAAUCUUCCAUUUUAACCUUAAAAGUUGCUUCAAUUACAAGCUUGAGUGUUAUCUUUAAGAACCUAAUGAUAGACUCCUGCUGUUUUGUUGCUGUUUGAAUCACUCCUGACCUAAAACUCUCUUUUUUCCCCCCUCAGGGACCUGCGGAGUAACAUGAUCAGUCGUAUUGAACCCGAUGCUUUCCUCGGAUUGACAGCGCUCAAAAGACUGUGAGUAGUUGUGUUGCUCCUGCUUGUCUUUAUAUGGUUCGGAAGUUGUGUGUGCUCUACAUUUGCUCACUGAGCCUUUUCUGGAUUUGAAUUGGGUGUUUUUUUUUUUAUUUUUUUAUUUAUCAGUGACAAGUGUGACUCUAAAUCAGAGUUCUUUUCAAGAUAGUUUGAAGUGGAGGAAACCCUGGUGCUUCAUUUGUCUUCUUAAAAAUGUGGUUAAGGCAAUUUUCUUUUUGGAAUUUAAAUUGGUAGAUCUCAUUUAUUUUUUUUGCCUUCAGCGAUUUCCCUGGUUUUAAAUAUUGUGUUUAAAGCAGCUGUUGCUUUGUAUCUGUCUGCGCAAUGUGCCGUGCAUGCUCUAGCAGGUCUAGAGUGUAUCCAGUGUCCAUAAGGGAGCACGGUCAAGCAGCAGUCUAUUUCUAUGGCCUUGUUUUAUCUGGCCCACUUCCAGGGACCACUGCAGACAGUAUGAGGCCUUAUAUUUCACACUCUCAGAAAAAAAAGCAGACUGUGUAUCAAUGUGUGGAUGUCAAAUAUCAUGUGAUGGGAAUUUUGCUGAGAGAACACAUCGCUAGAUGAUAUCUGGGGGAAGAUGUGAGUGUAUAGUUGUGUGUUUCUGUGUUUGUGUGAGAACAAGAACACGGCGGGAAUUGGAAUCACCAGACAGCAGCCGGACUCUGCCAACACAAACUGGAGCUUGGCUGCUGCUGUGGAGCAAUAAGAGCGAGACAGGAAGGCAGUCGUCGCCUUGGCUGAGACCCCGCCUCAUUUUCCCAGCAACCCCUGCUUCUCAUCAAUGCAGAAUACCACAUUCAUACCUGCGUAUAUGUCCUCUACAUAUAAAAAUCAUUACACUUUCACUCACCCCUUCAUAAAGAGGGAUCUGUUACUGAGCGUGAAUGCACAGCCUCAGUGAAGUGGAUUAUUGCCGAAGGGUAACAGGGUUUAAUUAGCCCCACCACCACCCGGCUCGGUCAAUAUCAAAGGGUGGUUUCACUCACUCAGCUAUAAAAAGGAGGAACUGAGAAAGGAGGAGAAGAGAGGGAGAUGAUGAGACGAGGUCGGCCCUGGGAAUGUAAACAGAGGAACCAUGGGUGAAGAGUUGGCAUCAAAUGCUGCACAUCAACCUAACAUUUUUUCACCAGUUUUCGCAAAUGUUUCUCUGCCUUUUUAUUUUCAGGGUAUCUGUGGGGUCUGAAAAAGUCUCAAAGCGUCUAAAGUCCAUUCAUUUGAAUUGAAAUCUCCAAAGUUGUUUUAAAUACGUUUUUAAAAGACCUUAAAAAUGUUUAACAUUACUUAAAAAUAAAUAAUGUGUCAUACAAAUAAAGACUGAUUUGAAGUUAUGGUCUUAAAUAGUAUUUAAAAAGUCUAAAAUCCAAUCAUUUGAAUUUAAGGUCUUAAAGUGUCAAAACCUCUCUUAAAAUCUCAAAGACUGUCUUAAACACAUUUUUUAAAAGGUCUUAAAAUGUAUAAACGUUCCUUAAAAAUAAAUAACGUGCCAAACAAAUAAAGAUUGAUUAGAAGUUUUGGUCUUAAAAGUCUUAAAUUUGACUUGUUUAAACCUGUAGAGACCCUGUCUUUUCAUAGUUUAAUUUUUGAGCUUCAUUUUUUAGUUGUUCUUGUUUCCAUUUUGAGGUCGUCUUUAUCUGGUUUGCCUUUUCACACAGCGUUAACUUGAAAUUGAAAAGAAUAGGUCAGGAAUAUGAGGUUGUAAACGCCAUGUACAUGAGGCACGGUUUGAGCUGAUUUUGUUGUAGUUAGCGAAAGUAGUGUGUCAGUUUCUAUAUCCUGAAAAGUUCUCUACUCAGUUCAACCUUCACAUAUAUAAUGACAUAAAAAGGAAAUGUCUGCGUGUCCUCCUGGUGACCUCAAAUAAAGCAAAGAAACAAGUCAGACUGCUGCAGCUUGAAUCACAAAGUCAGAGAAAGAAUGUAAACUAUGUCACUGUGGGGGAAUCUAGUUAAUGCAUGAGGAUCAUGUAAGGUACAUGUACCUCUCUCACCUACACCAGCCACUGACAUUAUGUAACCAUGGGCAACAGGCACAACAGCCCAACCAUGAAUGUCACUUUCAAGUUGUAUUUGGUGUUGCUGGUCUGUUAAUGAAGUGUUAUUACCAUUCAGUGGUAUCACGCUCAAGUACACCACAGCUGCUCUCGAUGUAUAUCAGAUUAUUAAUCCUGUCGUAAUGUGGAUCCAGUUUUCAAGUUCAAAUGUUCAUUAUUGGUUCGCAUUGAAUUUCCAAAGCAACAUGUAAAGCUGUAUGUUAAAACUAUCUCUUAAAUGUCUGCAAAAAUCUCUAAAGUUAAGAUUCACUGUAGAUCAGACACCCUCCUGUGGAUUAGUGUUCACUGCUUACUGUUUUAUUUCACAGAGGCUUUGUUUCUGUCUUCUUAAGAACAUUUUUAGCUAUAUCAGCAGACUUGAUGUCUGUUCAGUCCAGAUUAUAUUCUGUUGGGCAAAACUGAUUUAUAGAAUAACAAAAAUACAGUCUUAUUUACUUCCCAAAUCAGGUCUGCAUUGUAAAGGAGUGGCAUGUAAAAAAAGCUCCUCUUGCACCCUUUCCACAAGCUAACAUCCGAUCUAGAAAUAGUCAUGUGGUCCGGCUUGUCUGGCUUUAGUAAUCAGUGCUAGAAGCUCAGGUUUAGGCUGCGGUGUUGCUUUUACUCACAGGGAAAAGACACACACCAUUUGCUUUACUAAUGUUACACACUUUUCAAAGCAUUUUCACGCUCUGCAUGAUAAAAACUCUAAAACAAAACAUAAUUCAGCUGCUUUCCUCUGCCCCUCUAUCCUUUCACUCUGCAUUCCACCAACAGCUGAACAGCCGCUGCUCAAGAGCCUUAAUCACAUCAGACUAUUUUUGCAUCUGCUGGUCUUAUCAUUGGCAAGAAGCGAAGCCCUGCACUCAAACAGUCUUAAGUGCUGUUAAUGUGCCACAUGCCUUUGGUGAGAAGACACACAUGAGAUGAGUUUUUAAAAGUCAGACAUGAAAACGGGAUGGAGACUUCGAGUGUUAAGUUACAGAGGGUAUCCAAGCAGACAAGAAAACUCAGCAGUGAGGCUUUAUUUUGAUUGUUUCGUAUGAUUCACAGAAUAAAAAAGUAGACCUAAGUUAGUAAAGAAGUCAAAGCAAUAGAAGUAUCCACUAUCCUGUCUUCAAUCCCCUGAUGCAGCUGUAACUCUAGUAUCUGAAUCCCGGCGAUAAAGUGGGAUGAAAGUUUGCCUCCAGCUACGUGGUGAGAAACCCCUCCCACCUCUCCCCGGCCUCACUCUGUUAUCCUUUCCCUGAUACACAAUGCUCACACAAAUUGGCAAGCCAACAAAAGGCGGCUUCUUCUUCUCCUUCUUCUUCUCUUCCGAGUGGAACUAAUAACCUCACACAGUAAAUUCCCCAGCUGGUACCUUGAGGAGCAACACCAAUAAUUACAUAAACGCUCGGAUGUUAGCAUAUGCCCGGCAGUCAUUUCCUAGGUAUCACUUCAUGUCAGUAUCGCAUUCUUCGAGCACCCCAGGAUGUAGUUCAGAUGCUGGGCUGAGGUAAUGAUGUGUCUUCUUUCUCUCCCAGGUUCUUGUUUCUUGACUUGGCACAUUUCACUGAUUAGAUCAUUACAGAGGAGUGUACGUUACAGCUGAUGUCACUUUGAACUCUGGCUGCUUUAAACCUGUCCCUCUGGGAAAUAACAGAGCUGUAGGUUGAUUGUCAGAUAAUAAAGACAGAAAGCGUAUCAAAGCUGUCAUAGUUAAGUACUUUACAGUCACACAUAUACAUUCUUUAGUUGGACCAAUUUGUCAGAAGAAAAACUCCUCCAACAGUGGAAUUUUGUAGAGUAUUUUUGCUCCUUUUAGCUCCUUGUUUUGGCCAAUGUGAGUCUCUAAUGACUCUCUUUUUCAUACUCUAUAAAACCCAGUGCCUAGGGAAAAACAGACUUCUUUAACUCCCAGUAUUAAUCUGCUAAUGAUCAAAUACUCCCUUGGGAAGUUGGUGGAAACUAAAACAGCUCUUAAUGGAAGAAUAUGAUAUAAAUAUUCAUCAAGUGGGGCCAAAAGUACUCUAUUUUGUUUCUACCAAGUGUUAGCAGUAGGGCUGUAAAGUCCUAGUCGACUGGUCGACUUAUUGGUCGAUACGUGCUGAGUCGACAAAAAUUCUGAUUGGUCGACUCAAUUUUUUUCAACAUCAGUUUACACCUUAUGGUAAAUUACAUCAGGAGGAACAUACCAAAUGCUGAUGGAGGUGCUUUGAGAGCAUUCCUGUUUCGCAGGUAACGGUCUCACCAUUUUGGAUUCGCCCAACCCAAUGGAGACCGACUGGAGACAGGAAGAAUGAAUAGCGUUCACAUUAAUCAACGUCUGGUGGUUUGCUGAAUAUUUAUGUUUUAGCCUUUUGUGUUUAAUUGCCUUCUUUCGCCGAUAUCAGUAUAUUUCUACCCCGCCGAGCCGUGCUCCGCUGACCCCUUCUUUAGUUGAUUUUUGGUCAAAAAUUUCAGGGUUUUAGUCGACCAAGGAUUUCUUUGGUUGAUUACAGCCCUAGUAUUUUCACUCCUUUUCACUCUCUUUUUUAAACUCUGUAAAACCCAAUGCCCAGGGAAAAACAGACAUCUUUGACUCCCAGUAUUUAGCUACUAAUGAUCAAAUAUUCCCUUAGGAAGUUGGUGGAAACUAAAACAGCUCUUAUUGGAAGAAAAUGAUAUAAAUAUAUAAGUAUAAAGCCAAAAAGUACUCCAGAUUCCUUUAUUUUGUCUCUACUGAGUGUUCACAGUGCCCUUACAUUAUGGACUAAAAACUCUGAGAGGUGAUUAUAUCAGGGAUUCUUGAGAGUCGGGACAAAACACUUCCUAAAAAACUUUUUUUGAGAAUGCACACUAUAUUGAUUAGAGUUAUUUAUUACUGUAGAGAAAGGUCUUAGCUAUUUAACCCCGUAAAGGAACAGGCUCUAAAUAAAAACAUUUUUUCUAUAAAUUAACAUGUUUCCCUUAGACAGUGGAUUUGUGUCAACUCCAUCAGACACACAAAAAAGAAUAUAAUUUUAAUAAUUCUAGUCCAACAAGAAUCUAAAGUUCUGAUGUAUGUUGUAAUAGUGUUUAGUUACUCUGAUAUGCCAUGAAAUAUAAUAUAUAAACCUAAUGUGUGAUUUCACACUAUUUUGAAAACCAAGAUUUCUAAAUAGUUGCAUUUUCAAACUUUGUUUUUAAUUUUUAUAUUAUAAAAACAAUUUCUGUAAGUAAAUAAGACACAAGAGGAUGUAGAGCCAAUGCUCCUUUAUUACUUAAACAAUAUAAACUGAAGAAACAAUUUUUUUUUUCUCCAAAAUUGAAGAAAAACAUACAUCUGACGGUGUUGACGAACACCUGACGGAGUUGACGAGAAACUGACGGAGUUGAUGACAUUGCAUAUGUUAUUGAACAAAUGUGUUUUUAAACCGAUUGACAAUAGGUCAAUAGGUGAAAAUAGAUUAAGAACUAAUAACUCCUUGUUUUCAUACUGAACAUACCGUUAUUGCAAUUAACCACCGCGCCGACAAGGCGUUUCCAAGCACAUUUUCAUAUUUUGGUGAGUUGUGCAGCCCGGCAUAAGUAUCCCCCCUCCCCUAACUCAGCUCCUUCCAGUGGCGUAGGUCAUAGGGAGGGAGGAGAGAGGGCGUUGAGUGGAUUUAACACAGCCGAGACCUGUAUUGACCAAUAACAUCAGCUCUUCUCGCCUUUGAAUCCGCCACUAGCGAGGCGUAUUACCAUUUUCGUGAAGUAGUCAAAGAGAUCAAGAGAUGUCUGAAGACAGCAAUGCCACACGAUGGCGACAGAAGGCAGCUGUGUCACUGUAAGCGCUGCAUUGGGCGUCCUCCGCACUGUCUCAUAUAAGCACAGAUGGAUUUGGUGUGUGUAAUGUUGGACCCACUGGUAAGACAAACACCCUUUUCCACAAAUAAAGACAAUCACAUUAAAUUGCAUAUAUUUAAACCUCACGUGACAAAGGUGGGUUGUGCGCAAAGGUCACAACAUAAAUUCCAAUAAUGGCAUUAAAAUCGGAACCAAUCUGUGUGUAAAUCGUGCCCCGUGGCCUGGCUCUUUCUUUCAUAGAUGUUGGCAUAUAAAAUAAAUUUGGCUCACAAAACUGAUUAUUAUAAUAUUUGUAUGUAGGCUUAAAGUAAAAAACUCAUCUGAUCACUGGAACAAAUCAUCUGUUCAGCUGCCGCAGCAGCAGCUGCAGCAGGACGGGUAGAGGACACAAAGACAUGUCCAGGUUGAGCUGCGCGAGAAAUAAGAGGAAGAGGAAGCUAGAAAUGGGGGCAGACAAAUUAAAUAUCUUGUUAACUUCAUCAUGUGUGUUUAUUUACUAGAUAUUUGAUUCAAUUUCAUGCAGAUUCAGCAGCUGUGUUAAUUUGGUCAGGUUGAGUGUCCAAACGCAUGCCAAAUGCGCUCAUCAGAUCAGAUAUAGAUCAGAAUAUAUCAAUAUAGAUCUAAAUGUAUGUGCUGACACAGAUUAUUAGUUGUUAUUGAUUAUUUAUUGCACGGAAAUGUUCCUGACACUGUGGAAACCUGCUGGUGAGGCCGAUAUGCCGCCGGUCUCCCAAAAUACCACUAGCCCAUCCGGAUCCACCUGCGCUGAAAGCUGACCAGGUUUGAAUCUGCGAGCUUUCAGCGCACUUUACACGCCGGCAACAAGUACGAAAAUGUCACUGCACCAGCUGAUUCUGUGGACACCUCACCCUGCCACACAUCCACGCCCAGCUUGGCGGACCUCGGUACACCUCAGUCCACGAAAAUACCAAACUGGCUGUACACUGAGCUCCGCCAGACGAAAAUGCCACUGCGCGGGUUUCACCACCCUCCGCCAUGUCGCCGGUGGACACAAACAUAGAGCCCAAGGUCUGAGGGUCCAAGUUAACAAUGUAAAAAUAAUAACCUUUUUCUUCUAUCUGGUAUCCCACCUACACUGGGGUUUAAAAGAGCAACAUAGAACUUCUUGCACACUCUAUAAGAAGCCAGUGUGUAGAUUUUAGGUAGUGAAAAUUACAUACUGCACCUUUAGGAUUGUACAUUAAUCAAUCAAUCAAUGAGAUUAGGUGUGUGUGUGUGUGUGUGUGUGUGUGUGUGUGUGUGUGUGUGUGUGUGUGUGUGUGUGUGUGUGUGUGUGUGUGUGUGUGUUGGGAAAGUUUGACAGUUAUAAUUAAGCAGACAGCCUGCCCAUGGUCUACUCUACAAAACAGAAGUAUAUGGUAAAAUAACGUAAUAUAUGCUAUAUAUGUACUUUUAUGUGCAGAUAAGACCCUGGAAUAACAUUGUUAUCCUUAACCAUGUUCAAAAAUAGCAUAAUGUCAGCACAUUAAGAGGUUAUAGGUGGAUUUGUCAACUCCAUCAGCUUACAUGUCAACUCCGUCAGACACAAAAUCUGACGGAGUUGACGUCUGACGGAGUUGACGUAAGGGCAUGUAUUUUCCCUCCAAAACAUUUAUUGUACAGUGCAGCUAGCUACUUUUUUGGCAGUUGCUAGCUGUCCUGAUAAUCUCACUAAAAUACUUUAAUUGAACUCACUAUGGUUUAAAAAAAAGUAUAAUAAUGGAGAGACGGUGUUGACAUGGUCCAGCUGUGACCAUACAAAUAUUGACAUUGUUUGUCUAAAAUAUCAAAAACUGUAAAACCUACCAGACCAUGUGUGGUGGUGCUGCAUUCACCAGAAGCAGGAAAUGAAAAGGGGUGCUCAGGGAUAUAGCUGACCAUGAUAUUGCAUGAUUUAAUGAGGUUUAUAGAAUAAUCUGACGGAGUUGACAGAAACUGAGGACACAACUUUGAUAGGCAGAUUUUUAGGCAAAAAGCUAUUUGAUGUUCAGGCCAUUCAUUGUUUAUAUAUUUAUAGCCCUGAAUUUUUAUUUGAUUUAUAUGUUUUCACAAUUAUAGAGUUUUUUAAAGUUUUUUGGGGCUGGUCAAUAUUGUGACCUCUUGCUGAGGACACAAGCAAUAACAUGGACCUUCUAACCACAGACGUUUCAUUUAAACAAAUAUCCCCCAAAAAAGUAAAUAUCUGUGCUAAAAAAUAGGAUUGGUAUACACAAAUCCAUUAGAUUUAACUUUUUGAGUAUGUCAAACAUUUAGAAUUUCUUAAUUGUUUUGAAUAAAUUAGACUUUUCUAUGUAGGACAUGUUUUGUCCCGACUCUCAAGAAUGGGUGAUAUCUCUAACUUUGUUCUAGUGCACCCAAGUGACCAGAACGAAUAAGAGGCAAUUAAAGUCUGCACUACAGAGGUGAAGAUUUAACUCCGUUGGCAGAGGAGGCGCCACAGUCCUUGUUUCAUUAGCUGUAGGAUCGAUUAGUGAUCUGGAUUUUGUUCACAGAGUAAAGAUGAGUCUCCUCUCUCUGUUGUAUCCCGGUCUCAUCUCUGAUUCUUCUGAAAGGCGUCAAGAGUCUCAGACACCAGCAUCUGAUGUUUGCCAGAGACAUCAUGUCAGGUCACAUCCAGAGGAGAAAUGCACACUUUAGAGGUGUUUGACAUCAAUCAUAGGUGAUUAAUCGUCUGCCAGAGCGUUUGAUGUGGAGGUGCCCCUGGAGGUCCACGCAGACACAUUAUCAAAAAAUCACCUUGAAAGUUGUAAACCUGUCAGGUGGACUUUUGGAGAUGUUUGCCUGGACUUGUCUCUUGCCUCUUGAACUCAGCUGAUUUUUAUCUCCAGGGCUCUGACAUUUUUCUUGCUGAAUUUUCUCACGAUACAAUUUCAUGAAAGGACAUUUCCACCCAGCAUCAAUGCAGCUGCUCUUGAUAAUAAAAUAUUAUGUAUUUUGUGAAUUAGAGGGAAUAAACAACAUAUUUUUCUGUGUUUUUACAGAGACUUAUCCAACAACAGCAUUGGCUGUCUAAACGUGGACAUCUUCAAGGGCCUCACCAGUUUGACCAGACUGUAAGUCCAUUUAUGUAACAUGAUUGUGUGCAAAUAAAUGCACUGUUUUCAAACUACAUUGGUGUAUAUUGUUGUGAUUUUUUUCCAGAAACCUUUCAGGGAACAUGUUCUCCUCAUUGGCGCAGGGGACCUUUGACAGCCUGGUUUCUCUGAAGUCCCUGUAAGUAUAAUAAAGUACUGAAAAUCACAUGCAAGCCUGAAACUCGUGCUUGAAAUGUGGAUCAUAAAUAUAGUUGAAGUUGCUAAAAAGGGUGUUGAAACUAGGGGUGUUUUUUACCAAUCUCUUCACAUGUCUCUUCUGUUUCUAAACGCCCACAGGGAGUUUCAGACGCCCUACCUGCUGUGUGACUGCAACCUUCUGUGGCUGCUGCGUUGGAUCAAAGAGAGAAAUAUCACUGUCAAAAACACCAAGUGCUCCUACCCACAGUCUCUCCAGGGGCAGCUGGUUACCUCCCUCAGGCCGGAGCUCCUCACCUGCGGUAGAGAGACACACACACAUACAUCUAGAUUUGACAAAACAUAAAAACCCAGAAUAAUAUUUAUUUGAAGGCUCUGAAUCAUUCAUCACAUCACUGACAGUAUCUGAAGCGUAAUUUGUCCGGUGCAUGACAUUUUGGCGGGUUGGAAUAAGUCAUGUUGAGUUGUGACUCAGAUUAUGGUGUCAAAGUGGCUCACUGUGUCUUUAAUUUUUCUGUUUUUGGUGUCAGUGAGACUGCUGGUGUUUGGGGAGCAGGGUCUUGUGCAAUGACACGGGAGAUAAGAGACGGGCGGCCCAGGCCAGCGCCGUCUUUGUUUGUACUUGCUCAUGUCUUAUCAGUUUGGCACUCAUCACAGUGAGGGAUUAUGAAGCACAUGGCUAAGAUCGAGCCUUGGCCUGAUGUGAAUGACAAAUAGCACUGAUGCACUUCAAGGCACCAAAGUGCCCCCUAUAAGACAAGAAGGGAAAGUCCCACAUUAGCCUCAUAUAACCCCGCACCAAACAGAAAGAAAACCCUCAUUUUUCUCUCUCAGGGCAUCAUUCUCAAAAUUCAGGUACUUCAGAUCCUCACCAAAGAUGUCUCAUCUGGGAUUUGUUUGUGUCCAAAAAAGCUUACUAGCGAACUCUUGUGUAUCCUAUGCACUCUAGUAUACAUGUAAACAUGUCGUAGAAAUGUGCAGUGGGAGAUUUAAACAAAAAAUGCAAAGUUAUGAGCAUCAGAAUAAGAUCAGAAUCAGCUUUAUUGACUCGAUAUGCAGGCUUAGACACAUGAAAGAUUAAAUGUUGAACUUAGUUAUGCAUAAGACCAAAUGAGAGAGAGUCAUAUAGGCUUCAAAUCGUUGUCAAAUGAUGUUUAUUUUGGAGGAUAAAAGUUAAGGAAAGUUAUGAUUCUCUCAAGAAGAGACAAUUUUUUUCUCUCCAUCAUUGUGUGUGUUCUCUCUGUCAUUUACAAAGAUAAUUAUCCCUGAAUGUGAUGAAAUAAAUUGCCUGACAGUGUUGCAGCCCCAUGCCCUUUUAUGGGCAUCAAAGGGACAUGCACCUUUGCUAAUAGGGAAUAUUGAGCACAAGUUUCACACUAAUGAGGAACAUCCAUUUAAGACCACACAUGCUAACAUAUCUGCUGCCAUUCUCAGAUUUCUCUUUGAAACUUGUUUAAGUACGAGUUUGAGAAAAAUCAAGCAUGCAGGUGCAGUGAGUUGCUGUGAUUAUGGAGAUGCUCUGUCAGAAACCAUAAUCUAUUGAAAUAACAGAAAAGUUUCAGUACUUGGAUCAGUCGUUGUAGUUUAUAGACUUGGACAAGUAUAUAAAAACUUGCUGAAGUACUCAAAAAAGUGACAGAGCAUGUCUACAGCAGAGCUCAAACUAUUUUUUUAAAGUUAUCACUGUCCUGUCUCAUUUUCUUCAGAUGCUCCACUUGAGCUGCCAUCCUUCCAGCUGACUCCAUCCCAGCGUCAGGUGGUCUUUAAGGGAGACAGCCUGCCUUUCCAGUGUCAGGCCUCCUUUGUCGCAGAAGACAUGCAGGUGCUGUGGUACCAGAACGGCCGCAUGGUUAAAUCUGAUGCCGCUCAGGGAAUCUUCAUCGAGAAGCGCAUGGUGCAGAACUGCUCUCUGAUUGCUAGGUAAGCUGCUUUCUCAGAGCUGAUCAUCUCUGUCUGUUAAUCCUCAAUGUGAGAGUUUUCACUGAUUCAGUCUUCAUUUUUUCCUCUCAGCGCAUUGACCAUCUCGAACAUUCAGCCUGGCUUCACUGGGGACUGGGAGUGCAGAGUCUGGACCAGCAGAGGCAACACCACCAGGACUGUACACAUUAUGGUUUUGGAGAGUUCUGCUAAGUAUUGUGCUCCUGAACGUGUGGCCAACAACAAAGGGGAAUUCAGGUGAGUGUGAACGCAGACAACAGACACACUUUUUACUGUAAGUAGAUUUGAUGCUGACUAAUCAACACAUCAGUGAACAUGAGGUUUGAAGGCCCUGCGAUUUGGGUAGAUAGAAAGUUUUUGUUUUGUUUCCAGGCGGCUGUCAGGUGAAGCUCUGUAGCUCCCCCUUGUGGUCAUACAUGUAAAAUCCCCUACGGCUCCAGCCUUGAUCUUGACUUUACUUUUGAUGUUUCUCACAUUAACACCGACAUGACACAGUUAACAGAAAAUCAGGACAUGGCAUGUGCUGGUUAAUGAGGACUGUGAUUUUUUUACUCUCCCUCCCUCCAGGUGGCCUCGCACCCUGGCAGGGAUCAGAGCCUACCUCCCCUGCAACAGAUUGACAUCCAGCGCAGGUUCCUACUCGGGAAGCUCUGGAGACGAGCAGCGAGCAUGGCGGUACUGUGAUCGUGAUGGGCUGUGGGCAGAGGAGGACUACAGCCGCUGCCAGUUUCAGAAGGAUGUCACAAGAUUUCUAUACGUCAUAAACCAAGUUAGUCUUCUCCCAGCUUCCUACUGCUUUUUUUCUGUCUUUAUAACAUUCGACCAUCUAAAACUUACUUCCUCUUUCUAUCUCUCCUUCAGAUACCUCUAAACGAGAGCAACGUUGUGGCGCGGGCUCGACGUCUACUUGUCUACACGCAUGACGCCGCCAACUUCUCCGACAAGAUGGACAUCAUCUUUGUGGCUGAGAUGAUUGAGAAGAUCGGCAAGUUUGUGGAGAAGUUUAAAGAUGUGAGUCCCCCACACAAACCGCUUCACUUGAAGCAAUUUAACUUCUGUGUAAACUUUUUAAUAAGCUUACGUUCACAGCAGAUGCAUGCAAGUUGUGUAUUACCCCUUUGAAGGACAAAUAGAUUAAUGCUCGACAGCUGUUUGUUGUCAUGUUGUUUAAUGAGAAAGGAUGUCUUGCCUCGACUUUCAGCGCAGCUGCAGGCCGGCGAAAAGAAAAGUUUUCAAAGUGAAGGAGCCGCUAACAUGUUGUAGCGGCUGCAGGCGGGCGCCAUGUUAAAGUUUAUUUGGGUGACAACAUGCUUGAAAUGUGUUUCCAAUAGUCACUCCGCUGUCUCCCUCCAGCGUGUGUUUCAUGCUGUUAGAUGCAAACAAGAUGCAGGCUGAGUAUAUUCCCUCCUUAUGUUGCACUUAGAUCACUCAGAGUCGAAGCUGUUGAGCUGCUGCAGCACGUUAAAAGUUAGUGUUUUUUUUAAAAAGAGGUAAAAAUAACAUUUGUGUCUUUCUAGUUGGGUGAAGUGAUAGUCAGCAUGGCCAGUAACUUGAUGCUGACGGACGAGCGGGUGCUCUGGAUGGCUCAGCGUGAAGCGAUGGCCUGUUCGCGGAUCAUCACCUGCCUGCAGAAGAUAGCGGGGUACCGCCUGGCCACAGCACAGGCCUUCUUCCUGGUAAGUGUCUGCGGUUGUUUAAUACCAUUUGAAUCCUAGUAAAUCUCUGCUGCGGAUCCAGGGGGGUGGGUGGUUUGUGCUUUGGGUAGUAGUUUUUUUAAAUGUAUUUAUUUUAUUUUAUUUAUUUUUAUUUUUGUUUAUUUAUGUAUUUUCUUGAUGCAUCUAUAUGCAUUUAUAGGUGUGGGUAUAUGUGAAUAUAUAUUUUAUUAUUAAUUGCUGUAACAUUGACUUGUACCUUUUUACUGUUCUCAGUUAAAUUAAAUAAAAAGAUAAAAGUAAAACAAUAAUAAAUCUCUGCUACAUAACUGAUGCACUGAUCACUGCAGCUUUUUAAUUCUGGAUAAUGCUUUCUUUAAUAUUUACUACGUGUUUAUUGCAUGCACAUUAAAGGUAGUUCACAGAUUUUACUCGGAUUACUCUUUCUAUCUCUGUCCCUUGACCUUCAUAGCACUCUUGCAGCAUCAUAUAAAGCUUCUCACACAGUCAAAUACCUGCUUCUUUUCACUUGUAUUUCCUCUUGCAUGAUUUCAUUCAGCCCUUCUGUCCCUUUGCCCUUAAAAAUCUGUUUCUAUUCUCCUUCCAGACUUCCCCCAACAUCGCGCUGGAGGCCCACGCUGUCAGAGCCAACGACUGGAACGGCAUGACCUGCAUGUUGUUCCAGAGGCCGAGCCCGGAGCGCACACCUGGACAGGACCGCCAACUCACCUUCAAAUGCAACACGACCAGCUCCCUUUCCAGCAUCCUACACAAGGUCAGCUCCUGCUGUAGAUAACUUUAUACUUUUACAUACGACAUUGAUGACUUCAGACGUGUUUUUGAAUCAUGGUUGUUCUUUUUUUUUGGUAGAGCACCUUCGUAGAGGCCUCCCUGCAGCUCCCUCAGUCUCUCUUUACCCAGACUGCACUCCCCGGGCAGGUAGAUGACACAGUCUACAAGCUCCAUUUACUGGGCUUCCGCAAUGGCAAGUUUUUCCCCUCAACAGGGAACUCCUCUCAUUUAGCUGAUGGAGGGAAGAGAAGGAGUGUGGCCACCCCUGUCAUAAUGGCCAAGAUAGGUGAGUCAAUAUUUUUCUACCAAGUAUUUUGACAUAUAAUGAAAACCAAAGUACAUAAGUCCUGGUAAUCAUUAAUUUGAAGCAGAAUUUUAUAAGUUUUCAUCAUCUUUCCUGAAACCCCCCGCCUUUGUUUUCCAUCAGACGGCAUGUCCUUUCGUGUACUCAAGACCCCCGUCAACAUCACCCUGCGGCGCUUUGCCCGUGGUUCUGACGCCGUGUCUGCCACCUGGAACUUCAGCCUGGUUGGAGGCCAUGGAGGGUGGCAGAGCGAUGGCUGCCGGAUCCUGAACCACCUUGACAACUUCACCGCCAUAUCCUGCAACUCUCUUGGGAACUAUGGACUGCUCAUGGUAGGUUCCUCUUAGUUGUUUUUUACCUUUAUAUGACAAUGCUGACUUUUGCUUAUUUGCCCUCUAGUGACCAUUUGGUAGUAUUGCAAAUCCAAAAAAAGAACUAGGGUUGCUCACAGUCCUGUGGUUGUGGACUAAUACUGGAAGUUUUUGAUCUGUCUUGCAGGACCUGAGCAGCGUGGAGUAUUUCUCUCCUAGCAUCCGACCCCUUCACCCAGUUAUCUAUGCCACUGCUAUCAUACUCCUCCUCUGCCUGCUGACUGUCAUCGUCAGCUACAUCUAUCAUCACAAGUAAGAAUUUAUCAGUUUUGAUCUAUUAGUUUUCAUUUUGAAUUCGGUAUUUUUCACUAUUUAUUCCACCAUCAAAUGAAGAAGGAUGUUUUUUGGAUUCUUUUCACGAUUUUCAACUUUUAAAAAUUUUUCCUCGAUUAUUUCUUGCUAAUGACAGAUUCUCCUGAAGUAACUCCUGAAAUCAUUCAAAAUUCUCAACACAGCUGUUUUUUUUUCCACAUUACUUUAAUUUGCUGAUUCUGUGAUUCCAGGUCCGUCCGUGUGAGCCGCAAAUUUUGGCACAUGCUGGUCAACCUCUGCUUCCACAUCUCCCUCACCUGCGGCGUCUUCGUAGGCGGCAUAAAUCAGACGCGACACGCAAGCGUCUGCCAAGCGGUGAGUACACACCACCCGCGCUCCUUCCAUCAACCGUCCCGCUGUUUGUGCUUUCCUCUAAAUCUAAUAGUCAGCAGGCAGACCUGAACGAGCGCUUCGGCUGCUUUCAAGGAAACACAUUAAAAACGUGGCCUUUGGCUGAGCUCACUCUGCUUAUAAAACUUGUGAAAACUGUAAAAGAUGCUCAGAGAGAUACUGUAGAUUGUUUCCUGAGCUGCAGGCAAUCCCAGCCCUCUCCUCCUCCCGGUGUGUUGCACUGAGACACAUCAUCUCUUCAUUUUUCAUCACACAAAGUACCCGGAAGAAGGAUUUCGGCAGAUAACUUUUUUGUUUAUUUAUAUAAUCCCCUCUAGCAGAAAUUUCUAUCUAACAGGGAGAUUUCUCAGCUCAGGCGGAUGAUGACAUACUCAAUACAGAAUUGCUCAAGGAUCAUCUUGCCAUUUCAAAUCCUCCUGUGUACCGCUUUCCAUCAUUUUUAUUUCAUAGGUGAAACUUUGCAUCAGGUGCAUUCAAUCAUAAUCAAGUAGGGGAUUAACGGCUCAUCUUAAACUCCAGUAAAUGUCACACAUAUAUAAUGAUGCUCUCUUUUCUAGGUGGGUAUCCUGCUGCACUAUUCAACCCUGGCGACAGCUCUGUGGGUGGGUGUGACCGCCCGGAACAUUUACAAACAGGUGACCCGCAAGGCCAAGCGCUAUGAGGAGCUUGAUGAGCCGCCGCCACCACCACGGCCCAUGCUGAGGUGAAUCUUUGCUGUGAAAUUAAGCUGUUUCUUCAGCCACCUCCCCUCAAAGGUGGUUUUAAGCACUAAAGCUGCAAUAAAGAACUCAUAAAUACACUCGCUGAAGGUAUUGCUUGCUUUUGUAGCUCAUAAAGUGGCUUCAUUAUUUGUUUCAGUCUGUUUCAAAACCAGCUAGAGAGUCCUCAGAGGAGCUUUACAGCUCGAGUGCUGAGCAUAUAUUUAACUGAAAGAGAUAGUUUGAAUGUUUUUUUGAAGUAGAGUUUUUUAAUAAUUGAGAUGCAAAUGGAAAGAAGUCUGCGUGAGCAAAUUUUGAAAACAUUAACGACCGGUUUUAUCACUUAUUCAUUAGAGAAACAAUACACAAUGCUUUUUUCCUAUUAAUAAUGUAACUGAUCAUACUGCAAAGACAGAGAACUGAAGAGCUCUGCAGAUUUUCUAACAUGCUGGAUAUCAACAUGCAGAGUAGACUCAUCAAGAUUAACUCCAUGGACUCAUCAUUACGGCUCUCCGAAAGGAAAGAAGAGCCAUGAACCAAAAAUUAUUUCAGACUCUUCAACGUCCAGUUUUUGAUCAGAAGAUGGUCAGAAUGAGGUCGACUCUACCACCAAACCCUGACUCAAACACUGAAAAUUCCUUUUGGGAGAGCGUAACUUUGCAAUUAGGAAACCCAGUUUGUUCAUGAUCUACUCUUGUGGCUCACACAAGCUUUUCAACCUUUUUAAAAUGAGGUAAACUCUGUGAUAGGGCUGACCCCAUCUGUAGUGAGUGAUAGCCUAGUUCCUGCUCUGAUUCUUGGGCUAGUUUUUCUCAAGAAAGGGGCUGAGCUGACCGUCUCUACUGGAGACAAAUACCUCAUGCAACCCUAUUUCAAAUAAGCCAAACUAUUCCAUGAAGCAGUUUUUUUCUCUUUGUUUUAUUUGGAAAACUGUCAAAAAGUCUGCAGGUGUAAUUGAGUUUUGUAAAAGUGAUGCUCAAUAACUUGCUCUAUCACCUUGAAAUAAAAAAACAAAUGCUGGAUAAUGUGACACAGAAAUAGAGGCUCUUUUUCCACACAUGGCUCCUAGUCCAGAAUCAGAAAUGCAAGUAAAAAGAGUGUGACAGUGCUCUUGUUUGUUGGUUUAACCGCCACAUGGUGUCACUAUAGAGCCCUGAUACAUUGUGAGACCUCUGUGCAAAAUCAGAGGACUAAACCUGAACCGCCUCUCUGUGCUUUCUCCUAAAGGUUCUACUUAAUCGGGGGAGGAAUACCCAUCAUCGUCUGUGGCAUCACUGCAGCAGCGAACAUCAAAAACUACGGCAGUCGCGCCAAUGCGCCAUAGUAAGUGGUCCCAAUUAAAGCAAUUAAAGCCGCCUUUGCCCGGUAUGUGCUCCUGAGGACUCUGUGUUGUUGUAUCUCGACAACAGUUCAAUAAAAAAGAUCCAUUCCCAUGAGAGAUUUUACACACUGGCCUCAGGAUGAGUCGUAGCUUGUUAUCGAGCGGUCGAAGCUGGUUGCUUUAGUAAAUAAUGCAUAUUUUUAUGAGCGCAGGAAAAGUUUAUUCCCUGAAGUUGUGAUUAUGGAGGCCUAUUAACAGUGUGCGCAUCCAAGCAACAAGCAACUGCUGCCAGUUUACAGCGAGCCCCCCCACCACCACUCCUCCUCCCCCAUCCCGCUAUAGUGGCAGCUGUUUAGAUUGUGAAACGUGGUGGGCUAAUUGAGAAAUCUGGACCCGUAUCUGUCUGAAGUCUUUGGAGUUUAAUUAAUUUUUCGCGAGGAGGAUGAAUCCAGCCUUUGUUAUUAAACUUAAUGGGUCGGGGUUCUGUAAAUAUUGGAUGAAAAAAGUUUUUCAAAGAGUCGUUUUAAGUUUUAGGAGUCGAUAAUAACGGUAACAGAAUAAGUAAAGAGGAUGUAGAGUUUUUUUAGGAAACUCUUCUGGCAAUUUCCCCUUGAGGCAGUUUAGUAUAUUGCAAAAAGAUCAGCGUGAAACAUUAAAGAGCUUCUCCAAAAAGCCUGUUUACUGAAUGUUUAAUCCGUUGUUCCCUCUGUUUCUAGCUGCUGGAUGGCUUGGGAACCCAGUAUCGGCGCGUUUUACGGCCCGGUGGGGUUCAUCAUCUUUGUGGACUGCAUGUACUUCCUCAGCAUCCUGCUUCAGUUACGCCGCCACCCUGAGCGCCGCUACGAGCUCAAGGAGCCGACCGAAGAGCAGCAGCAUCUCGCUUCAGCCCACGCAGAGCCCGGACUGGACUCCCACCCGCUCACUCUCCAUCUCCAGCCUCAUGACGCCUCUUCUUCCAUCGUGUCCGCUCCCCACGCCGUUGCCCUGUCUGCCCUGGAGAACGAGCACUCGUUCACCGCUCAGCUGAUGGGUGCAGCGGGGGCGUUAGGCCUCUACGCUGCCCUCUGGGUGUUUGGAGCCAUGGCUGUAUCCCAAGAGCACCCGUUUGACUUGGCGUUCACCUGCCUGUUUGGCGUGGCCGCCCUCGCUCUUGGUGCGUUCAUGGUGGCUCAUCACUGCGUCAACAGGCAAGAUAUGAAGCGGUUUUGGUCCCAGGCUUGCUGCUCAGGGAGACGAGCGUACUCCGCGCAGGAGGAUGUGCUCCUUCCUCAACCGGGUGUGGCGAUGACAUCCACCUCAGGAUCUGUCAAUAAGCCAGACGGCGAGUCGACAAAGUGCGGCCAUAGUAGCGCGGACUCAUCUUACACAAAUAAAAGCGCCCCAAGCAUGCGUAACUCCGCCCACGGCAGCAAACUGACCAAUCUGCAUGCGGAGGCCGCUCAGUGUAAGCCUGCCUCUGCACCGGUUGCAGCGAAUGGUGCCGCCAUUUUGGACAACAGCCUGACCGAGCAUUCAAUAGACAAUGAAAUUAAGAUGCAUGUGGCGCCAGUGGAGGUCCAAUUCCGCCCGAUGAACAACAUCACGAAUCCAACAGCGGCGACAAACGGACACACAGGCAGGCACCACAAAAACAGAGCACGGACACACAGAGCAAGCCGCCUAACGGUGCUGCGAGAGUACGCCUACGACGUCCCGACAAGCGUGGACGGCAGCGUGCAGAGCGCCCCUCAAAGGCGGCACCACCAUUACGACAUAGCGGCGCGGAAUAGCCGCAGAGCCGCCUACAUGGCCUACAGGGAGCGACACCAGAGCCAGAUGCAGCAGGACAGCAGCGACAGCGCCAGCCUGCCGCGUCGUUCUCGGUACGCGGAUAAAGGAGGAGGCGGCUCCAUGGGGAACGGGUCGGUGGUAACCGUAGAGACUGAGCGAGAGGCGACCCCAGCGGCGUCAACCUCGAGCAAAGAGUCCGCUCCUGUGAAGCAGCCUGAAAGCACAGAAUUAGAAAGUCAACCAAAGUCUUACGGGCUGAAUCUGGUGUCUCAGAAUGGGGACACGCUAAAAGAAAAUGGACAACCUGUGCCUUUAAUCAGCACAGAGAAUACAGCCAGUAUCAAGACCGGCCUGUGGAAACAUGAAACUACUGUGUAGCGACAGUUUCCGUCCCAAAGACUGCAUCCGCCUUUAAACUGUGAAGUGUAUUUGUGUUUGAUUUUUGAUUGUAACGUUGAAGUACAAUCAAACUCUGACUGCCACUGAUCUCUCUCUCUCUCUCUUUCUGUAGAUAGGUUUUGUAAAUGUGUCUAUUUUUAUAACUUUUAAUCCAAACCUUUUAAUUCCAUUGGAGAGUUUUGUAAAAGAAAGUGCAUGGUCUGAGCUGUGGCCCUGUGAAUACAAACCCUAACCCUAACCCUCACCCUGGGGAGUUUUUUUUUUCCAUUUUCUAGUUUGUCCAAACAAUAAUAAAACAAAAGUUUACAGCUUGAA